AGGGCAUGACUUAAUGGGAUGAGACGCAAAACUCAUUCAAACAGUCUGUUGAAGAAUCUGAGAUGCUUUCGCAGCCUUAGUCAUCGCGGCCAUAUGAUUUUUCUAGGCCCACCGGACUCUAUGCGGCUGCAUUUUUUUAAUGUGAACAGAUUUCAUUUGUUGGAGUGAUGCCUUGGCUACAGUAAGAUGCGUUUCUAAGGAGGGGACAGUCAUGGAUUCAGGAUCUGGUUUGUUUCAUUAUAACGUGAGAUCACCGCUGCUGAAACACCAUGGAGUGAUUGACGUACAGUAACUGGGUUUCGGGAGCGAGGAGAUCAACCCUUUUUGGUACAUCGGUUGCCUAUUUCUCGGUACUCCAAUCCUGCAUUUUUUUUGUUGACGGAGCCCCUUGGCAAUCGGCAUUAUUUCCUCUCCGUCUGUGGCUAGUGGGGGAGGCGGAGAGAGAGCCGCGGAGGAAGGCGCCGUAUUAGCGUUAGAGCUGCUGUCCACGAAUAAUGCUUUAUUUUGGGGAAUGAAACGUGGCUUAUGUUUUUGCGAGCAGGACUACCAAACUUGUGCUCCGCUGCAGCAUUUUGCGUCUUUUCCCCUCCGCUGCAGAUGAUACAGGAAAGCAUCAUAGCGGUACCCCACCACUGCAAUUUUUGGGCAAAGAUAAGAGUGGCGUCGUCUUGCAGUUAAGGCUACACUAUGGCAGCAUAGGGGGCAUCUUCUGGAGGAGGGGGGAGAAUCCGCCAAUUCCUUGCUUAGCCUGUCUCCAAUGCCUUAUUAUUAGCGGAAAGCAGUGACUGGAUUUGAAACCCAGCUGUUUACCCGUUGGAAAUCACUCGAAAAAGCAGCGGAUCCCGAUGGCAUGGACACUUAUGCAAGGUCUGCCGCGCUGCCGUGCUACAGGAGCCUACUCGCUGUCUCUACAUUCAACCCAGCUCCAUCGCCAUCGCCCCGCAGCCGAGAGAGCCCUGCCGCAACGCGACCAGCGACCACCGAGCCAAAGCAGGCGGCAUGAGGCUUGAUUCAGUGCAUUUAUCCAUGCUGGUCAUCGGGGUCUCAUUCGCCUGCUACUCCCCGAGUUUGAAUUCCCUGCAGGACCAGGUUUUCAAAUCCGCCGUGGUGAUCGAGGGCAAGGUGCAGUCUACGCCUGUGAACGUCUCCGCGGAGCCGUAUCGUGUGAAUGUCAAAGUGCUGGAUGUUUGGCCCCAGAACAGCGGGGGUCUGGAGCGAGAACAGCUCGUCACCGUGGGGGAAUUUGGAUCCGAGGCUCCGUGCACCAAAGUGAAGAAGAACCACAAGUACAUAUUUUUCAUGGACCCCACUGACGAGCCCUUGGUUUUCAAGGCAUCCUUCGCGCCUCUGGACACGAGUGGAAAGAACCUCAAAAAGGAUGUAGGGAAGAUCUUGUGUGAGGACUGCGGUAAGUGAAUGUAUUGUGGAUUACCGGUGAAGUGCAACCCGGAAGAAUGAACGGUGUGUUAGCAGCCCGGCUGGCUGGGGGCGUUUUUUGGUGACAGGUAGCUACUCUGGUGUUUCGUGGUUAUUCUGGCCACAGCAAUGUUCGGAGUCACCGAGUAACCAGAUAGAUGCCUGAGGGGCGUCUAUGCAGCAAUUUUCGACAACUCUCGCAGGCUCCCAUAGCCCACAUGAUCAAUCAAACUCUCUUUCUCUCUCCCUUUCUCUUUCCCCUCAACUGCAUCAGACAUGCGCCUCGCACUGUUGCUUAUGAGGAAUUGCAAUUCGUGUGUAUCCAACUAUCUGCAUCCUGCAAACCCGCAUUAUAGUUUAAGGCACAUUUUAAUGCAUCUGUUACUUCACAGGCUUCAUUUACAAGGGUGUGUUUGCCUAAAUGUCUAGCUGCUUCUUACUUGAAAACAGAGCAUAUGCGUUUCUUAGAGCCAUUACAGUUUCAGGACCAGGGACAGCGGCCCGUAUCACCGGCGUCACGUGGGGGGAAAUCACGCUGCCCUAAGCAAUUUGGCUGCCAGGCUCUACUUAGACUCAUGCUCUGCUUUAAUGCUUUAAUACCUCACAUUGUGGCACAGCCUAUUGUAUCACUAGUCAGGCACAAAUGCAUCUGUAGUGCAGAAACAGGGCUGACAGUGUGAGUGCAGUGAAAACAGGGCUAGUUUUUUGUAAGUAUGAAGGUGUCAGCACUCAGAAGAUUUCUUUGUUUAUUGAGACACAUGCACAAGUAGUUCAAGAAUAGACUUCAGAUUAAGAUUUCUACACUAAACCAUACUUUUUUUUAUUCGUAAUCAUAUUAAAAGAACUUAACUGUAUUUAUAUUCUUUCAAUAAGCAAAAAGAUUAUAAGGUUAUUGUUGCAAUGUUACACACAAGUAAAGUCACUGACAUGCAUGUGCAGACACCUCUUUUUCCACAUUAGUGACAGCAUUUCUGAUUCUGUCACUUGAUAUGCUCUAGAGCAACUUCUCGAGUCAAAUUUCACAUUUUGAUUGUCUUCUUUACUCUUCAGCAGGGUAAGUUGCUCCUGUUUAAAUUAUACAGUAGUGUCAGUUUCUGUAACUGGAACUUUGUCUACAGCUCAUGUCCAACACUCAUCAGCCUGCAACACAACCUUAAACUGACAUGACCUCACCUUUUUUUUUUUAAUUCCCUGCAUGUUUUGAGCUGAUUAGACUGAAAACAUCACAUGUGGUAUAAAAUCUUUUACUACCAUAACAUGCUGCACACAUAUCUGCCUCCACUCAUGUGUUGUGGCCUAAAGCACGAAGUGUGCCCUGUACUGCUGCCUCCUUAAAUCCUCUUAGCUUCUACUCAUGGGACACAAAUGCUCCCCCCUGCUCUUGAUUUUGCCACUCUCACUCUGGCUUUUAAACUCAUCAUCCCAUUAGAGAGGUGACACAAAAUGGACCUUAUUACCUCUUGAGUACCUCCACCAGCCAAAACAUCCCCCCCUGAUUUUUCCACCACUUAGCAAAGCCGGUCAGUGACGCGAUCAAACUGGCACAACGGCCUCACUGUAUUACCUGAGAGAGUUGCCACGCCCUCUCAUUGGGGCCUCAGAAGAUUACUUGUAUGUUGUUUAAAGUACUCAUCAUUAUAUCUGAUGUUGCUCAUGUGAGCCAUUGUAACAGAGGAGCUUCUAUCUCAGAGUAUUUAAUCUUGUCAUUGUUCCUUUUGUGACCACUCCCCAACCCCACCCCAGCUGAUUUUCAACAUCACACACAGACAAACAGUCAGUCUCUUGACAGACCCUUGUCCCUUUGAGCCCUCUCCAUCAUUUGGCAGGGACUGAAGAGCCAAAAUGCUCUGUUGGCUGAUUCUUUUCCUCAUAUAAGCCUCAUAACAAAAAUCUGGGCCACAAUGAUCAGACUGUGAACCUUGAACUUGUGAAGAUACACUUCAGUGGGCCUCUCGUACUGUGGCUCAGUUUGCUUGAUCAAAUCCGAAAUGUUUGCAGUUGAAGGUGCAUCAAAGUAAUAUGUAGAAAUAAUGAUCGAAAAAGUAUCAAUACGUUUUCAGUAGUAAAAGAGUCCAUGUUUAGCAUCUUUUAUUAGUAUUCAGCCUCUAUUGUCAAUGUUUUGCUCACCUUAGCCUAGUUUCCUCAAUAAAGCACAAAUCAACCUCUAUCAGGCUAUGCACAAACUCAAAAAACUUGUCCGAUAGUCCAGCAUUUUGCACACUUACCAUCUUCUCUGCUGUGCUUCUUGCUGUGUCCAGCACUGUAUAUAAAUCUAGUAUUUCAUUCACCAUAAAAACGUCUGUAAACAUAAUUCAGGCAGCAAUUGCGUUGACAUUUCUACCCAAUUAGGAAUGCAGUUUAAUGACAUAGAAGCUUUUUCUGAGGAGAAAGGGUUGAACGUUAAUUCGUGGCCCCCUUAACUCACAUCGCAAACUUGCAUGAAAUCCCUCUUGUACAGAAGCACAGAACACUCCCAAGAGUGUGAACCAGGAGACUGAAUGUACAGCUCUAAAAAUGAUGCCGUUGUUGACAUCCGGUUUCUAAGCACUGCCUGAUAAACAGGUUACCUACAGAGCUAACUACCUGCAACUCUUUCUCAGGAAUCAGUCAGCUGGGAGCCUUGAGUUUCUGCCAAAGUCAAAAGAAAGCACUAAGAUAUAAUACCCUUCUCAUUUAAAACUAUCUAACUGGCCUCGGAAAUCAUCCUGAAAGAUUUUUGUCAAGUCCUUUUCAUUAACACACGGCAGUAAGUAUUUCCUGGCAGUUCAGUGCUGAUUUGCUCCAUGUCAUGGAUCACACACUGUCACUUUUAAGAAGUUUUUCCAGGUGUAUGCAUAUUUGACUUUUUUUUCUUCUACAGAAUGUGACCUUGUCUUGACUCCUUUUUUUAGCUUUAAUAUCAAAUAUAUCUGCAGGCUAUGAAAUGGAGGAAAUGACAUGCGAUGCAAAAAAGGAAAAUUGCAUCUGACUUAAUGAGAGCAUUGAAAGUAUGUUUCCUGUUAGAAUGGGGUCUUGCAUUGCACGACUGAAACUGCAAUUUUAGAUGUGCUUUUUUUAGGUUUCAGUGAGUAUUACUGAAGUGUUUUCGCUGUAUGGCUCAGUCGAAAUCAAGUGAAAACAGAUGAAGUAAUCAAGGCCUUUAGCUCUUUAUCGAUACACUCAUAGAGGAGACCUACAUAACUUCAUUUUGUAUGUGCGUGUGUGGGGGUGUAUGCAGACUUUCGGCGGCACUGUGUCAGUAAAAGUACAGGACAAAUUGGUGCAACACUUGCGCACAAAAAAGGUCAUCUGAGUCUGAGAGUAACACAUUGUCCUUACAACCGCCUUCAUACUUGUUAUUGACAGGCGUGCAACUCAUUCCCUCCGUUAAGAGCAUUUAAUUAAUGCUCAUUAAGCCUCAUUUAUUCCUCACAAAUGAAAUAAUGGAACUGUAUUGUCGUGGAAUGCACACUCUAUCACUAACCUGUCACUGUAUGCAGGUCUCAGCUGCUGCAUUGAAGUGGUAGACAGGCAGAAUUUAGCCUUGAGCAGCGAGCAGAGCGUCUUUCUGUGAAGUGAGAGAGUUCCUCAGAAGAGCUCGACAUAGAACAUGAAUGACAGCUGUUGAUGCCUACUGGGUUUUGCCCUUACCCCGCAAAAUUGUUUGUAUGAAUGAACAAGCACCUGCGAGUUGGAGACAUAUAAAUUUGUUUCCACUAAGGUUAGAGUGUUGUGUUUGUUUUUCUCUGUUUGCUAGGUCAUUUAUGGAGGCUCUCUGCCCUGCUGGAUCUCUGCUCGGCCCCUCUACUCUGACAAGACAGCUUGAUGUAUAUUUAUAAGAUCUCUGAAAAAGGGCAUGGCCACUUUCAGUAAUUGGACCCUCAUUUUCCUCUCCCAUUAGGCACUCUCUAACAAUCAUUCAGAUCUGUACUCCACAUUUCUAAAGACAUCAUUGUACAAGCUAUCAUUAUGACAGAGUGAGCGUAUUGAGGCUUCGUCUUAGGGAGUCACAUUUCUGCAGGGACGGACCAGUUUUUCUGGUAGAGUUGAGGUUCACUGAUUCGGGUCAUGGUUAAUACCUGUUUGUUGGACUUUGAUGCUGCAAAGCAUGAAGCAUGGGAUGUUCUUGGAGUCUCUAACGCCUCUAAAACAUGGAGUAAGGGGGAUUUAUACCUGUGACUUUAAAAAAAAGCAGCUCUCGUCUGUGCAUGUUUUGGUCCAUUGUCUAGAACUUGUAAAAAGGUUCAAAUAGUCAGCUGUAUUUGUUUGGCUGUAGUAUUGUGUGGGCAAGCAUUUGGUCUACUUCACCACAGUGUCAGUGAAUUCAUUCAGCCUGUAAAGCACUGUAAAGCAUGACUGUUAAGGUUAGAUGACUAAUGCACAAGUGAGGAGUUGAAAUUCCUAUUCUGCCUCAACUUUCGUCUCCUCAGCAUUUACUUUGAAGCGGUUUACAUUCAGCACCCCCUUCAAGUUGCAUCAGUCCAGGCUUCACGGGCUCGCUUCAUCAUAGAAGAAUCAGACCUUCGCUGAAUCUUAAGUAGACAUAAAUCCUUUACAGACCACGGUCUUAACAUUACUUGCCUUGAUUGAGUUUAACAUUGUAAUGCAAGUGCUGGAGAUUAUUUAUAGAAUGCUUUGAGUGUAGUUUUUCCACUCCUCUGCAUGUUACAAUGUCAUAGUCAUGUCGAGAUGCUUAUACAGGCCCUGUGGGCUUAGCUGUGUGCAGCAUCUGUUAAUGUUGUGGAGAUAUUACAGCCCUGCAAUAAUCGGGGUGAAGACAUGGUUACUAUUGUUAAGAGGAUCUGUCUAGCAUAGAGCUUAAGCUGUCUUUCACAUGUCAUAACACACUAACCUGGUACGCUGGCGCUGUCUGGCAUGAAAACAUUUCAAAGCAUUAAAUCCAACGCACCAUCAGAAGCUCAGGGUUGAUCUAGUGAUGGUUUAUUUCUUUAAAAACGAUUUAUGUGGAAAGUAUGCACUGUUGUUAUCCACGAAUUUCUGCUGUCAAAGCUGGUAUGGUUUGGAUACUCACCAACAAUGUAUGUACAUAGACUGUUGAUCAAACAACUCACCAGGUUACCAGAUCUAAAGAAGUGGUUUUGGAUGACACAACAGCUACUUUUGAUGUUAGACCAGGACCUGAUAUAACCUCAGAUGCAGAGAGUUAUGAGUGUGUAUUAGAGAUAUGCAUAGUUUAUUUUUUUUUAAUAAGAAGUCAACCACCUAGCAUCCUUUAUCUUCUUUUUAUUUUUGUUCCUGUUUUUGUGGAAAUAUUCAAAAUAUAGUAUUUUUGGAUUGGCUAGUGGUUGAUCCAUAGCUAGCUUGCCGCUAAGUAGAGGAUGAUAGAAUUAGUGGUUGUGAAAUUAAGAAUCCAGGACCCUUGUCUUGCAUCACCCAUUACACUACAUGCUGACCUGCUUAUUACCCAACCACUAGCAAAAAAACACUUAUCAACUUAUCACAAACUACUGAUUCAAACAUGAGUUAUUUGUUUCAAUAAUAUUUACUGUACUUUUGUACCUAGAAUAAACCAUCGCUUUGACUGAACUGUUGGUACUGCAUUCAUGGUAGCAGUUUAUUAUCUUUGCAUACCUUGCGCUUUGAAUUCCUAUUGAAGGUAAUAUAAGUCAAGGUGAACAGGACUUCUGCAGAAAUAUCUGCUGAUGUGCCCGUCCUUAUCUUGCUCUCCUUCUUGUCAGAGCUUUGUCGUUAUUGCAUCUUUUAACAUGACUGAGGCAAAAAAUGUUAAAUUGAAUUGUAAUAAUCUGCAGUUUAGGGAUGCCUUUGCAUGGAUUGCAGGACAGGAACAUACUCCACUUUACCCAGUUGGAGAUGGUUGGGGCUCAGUAUCUCUCACAUCUGUGCUCAGUAACUGUCGUUACAGUAAAUGACUGUUGUUACAGUAAAAUACUGUCAUUACUGUCAAGACCAGCCUGAAACAGAAAAAAACUUUUUGUGAUCACAAUUUUUGCAAAUUUAAGAUGUUGAUUAAAAAUAAACUCUUUGUCAGUGUUAACAGGUCGAGGUGAAAUAAAACGCACUCCUUUCCACGAUUCGAUUUAUGACAUUUGGUUAUCCCUGUUGUAACUGUUACUAUUGAGAAUCAAUUAUCACCGUCAUGAUAGGGUUUUGACCAAUCAAAAUAAAGCUAUUAAUCAGAUAAUUAGCAGAAAAAGAAAAAAAAGGUCACUUUAAAAACUUUGUUUUUAAACUGCCUGCUCCCACUGAUCAACCUGUGGUAUAAAUAUGAUAUCAUGACAAAUCUGUACAGUGUGCAGAAUGUAGUGGCAUUUAGCAGAACAAAACAGGUAAAAAAAAAUUAUAUGUAUAUCCAUUAUAUGUAUAUCCAUUACAUUAUAUGGAUUAUAAUGUUUGUAGGCUUGUUUCAAUUAGAGCAAAAUCACCUGAAAUAAAAAAAAAGAUUUGUUUUAUUAACUUGGAUUAAACUUUAUUUACAUUGCCACAGGUCCCUUUUCAUGGAGGCCACCAUCUGCACCGCCAUGUUUCUUCAGCAGAGCAGCAUUGACAAACUAGUAACAUGCAUUUUUGUAUUUAGUGAGUGGCAAAAUAUACAGUUUAGAAGACAAAGAAGAAAAAGAGGAAGACAGUUGUUAUUGUUGUUGGCAAAAUAAUUGGACAUUAGACAUGAAUUAAACACUUUUGAUUGGAAGAACUUUAUGUACUUAUUAUGCAUUACUGAUAGAUUUAGCUAGAUAUUCCAAUUUCUACACACUGUACCUUUAAGGCAGUUAAUAUAAGAUUAAUUCAUGUAUCCAGACUGCUGUCUUGCUAGUUCUCAGUGGUUCUGAUAAAAGAUGACACAGCAGUUUAUUUAGAGAGGAGCUUCAGAAAAGCAAGCUGGAGUACCCUGCAGAAGACUGAUUUUUGCUUGAAUAGAUAUUUAAGUGGACUUGUCAAAUUAUUCUAUAUCCAGAUGCCUGCAAUACACGCCCAACUGCAGCAUAAAUUAGGUCGUGGAAAUGUUGCUGUCUUCAGGUACCUGCGGCAUUUCGGACAAUGUCUGAAGAGAGAGCAAAAACCAAGAAAACAUGUGCAUUGGCAGAAUGCUGCAAACUUAGUCCCUGUUGUAAAAUCAGACUGUUGCAGGUGUCACAGCUUUGUGUUUUUCAGCCCAGACAUGUCUCCCACCAUUUGGCCUAAAAAAAUAACUUCGUUGUCCUGGAGGCCAACAUUUCAACUGAAGUUAUUUUCUCCCAUUGAUAUAUAUCAGCUGAAUAAAGCUCCACUUACUGCCCCCUACAGACGUGGAGCACCUCUGUUUGUGAUAACCAGAUGCUCUGUGUUUUUCCUGUUGCAUCUUGUUUUGUUUUUCUCUGCAUCUUAUAACUCAGCAGCCUGACUCUCCUAAUGUUAUUCUUUUAGGCAGCUGUACCAUGCUUUUAAUGCAUUUGAUUUGACUGCAUUGGUUUGUCUUUCUGCAGCACAUUUCUCUGCAGGUUUUUUUUCCUCUAUUUCCUUUGGACGUCUUCCUCAUCUUGUCUGUCCAUCCAUCUAUUUGUCACCAUGUUAGUCAGUAGAGUAGUAGAAUUGUGUGUGCUUGCUAGUGAAUUAAAAAAGCACAGGUGGAAUAAGUAACAAUAGUGGCUCUGAUUCUUGAAUUAGCUGCAAGUUGGCAUGUGUAAUAACAUCAGGAUCCAUUCACACCAAGAGGGAAUGCAGCCAUGACGAAGGUUUGAAGAAUUUUUGGCUAGAUCAGGUCUAAGAAGCUUGAUUGGUACCUAACACGAGUAGAAUUCUGAAGAGUAUUUCAGGUUCUGAUAAGGUCACUGGGUAGAUCACAUGCACAAUGGUUUCAAAGUAACUCUGCCAAUUUGUUAAAUUUCAGAAUAAGAAGUGAAAAGUAAAAGAAAAAAAGGGGGAGCCAAAAAAGUGCUUCAAAGAUGUUUGUACUUGUCCGUCUUUUUCCUUUCAUUCUCCUUUGGCAUCAGGUAUGACUGCUCCAGAGUUCAUCUUAGGCCAAAGUAAUUCUGAGAACGGGAGCUCUGUGCACAGAGAUUUUAUGGAUUUACACUCCUAGAAGAUUUACAAAAAUGAGAGAGUGAAAACAAAGUUGCAUUCUGACAGACUACAGUAAUCCUAUAAUCUUGGCUUGUACUGUAUGUACUUUAAUCACCACAGAAAUAUCCACCAAUGAUGAAAAAGCCCCCCCCCCCCCCGUUUAUAAAAUCUCAGGACAUGACAUGAAGCUAAGUAGUCGUUUUUUUUUUCUGCAGUAAUGUGCUGCACCGCAGAGCUCAAGCACUACCAGCCAUUGUGAGUUCUUAAACAUGAGUUUAGUUCUACAUGAGCGCUUUACCCGCUCUGCUGUGACAGAUAUUUUCCACCGUUUUGAAUGUGUGUUCAGCAUGGCCUUUGAUUUAACACACACCAAAGCUAUGCUGUGAAUGAUUAUGAAUUUCCAUGCUGUAAUACAGAAUUACUGCUGGGCUCAUGGAGAAUAAUGGGCUUAUGAGUUCAGCUGCACAAGAACUAUGAAACAAGUCUGCAGUGGCAUGCAGUUCUAGGCUUUUAAUUUGAUAUCAAAUUAAUCACAUGAAUCACACAGCUGCCAACCGCUUCAGCAACAUUUAAAAUGUACAGUAUUUACAACGUUUGUUGGAUUAGAAGAGCAGGGAGAAAACAGCCAAUAUUUGACAAGUGAGCAGAGUUGGUGAGAAAAGAAAACAGAAAAGGGCAGAUUUUUUUGUGUUUGUUUUUGUUGGUUAAAACCUAAUUGGAUAAAUCUGCAUACCUUAAACGAUUAAGAAUAAAUUAAGCAUUAAAACACAUCUUCCCUUUUCUCAGUAUUGGUGUUUUUCAGGAUUAUUUUAUGGACCGAGAGGAAAGGACUGGAUAAAGUUGGAAACUGGGAAGAGAGAGCGGAGGGAUGACAUGUGGCAAAGGGCCAAGGGGCUGAUUUGAGUCCAGUCUCUGCACAGGGGGGCAUGUGAUUUAGCCACAGAGCUACACUGGCGCCACCAGUACUCAUAUUUCUACGUGGAUAAAUGCACAAAUAUAUAUAUAUUUAAAUCUAUUAGAUUCAUCAUGCAUGCUUUUUUUUUAACUUUACAGUUUUUUUUUUUCAGCACAACAGAGACAAAGAUGUGUAGAUGUACAUGGAGAAGAUUCUAAAUAUGGAUAUUUUAUUGGCGUAUUUGUAAAUUCUGCAGCUCAAGAGUCUCCAUCUACUGUUUUUUAUGACACCAAGGCUUUUUUAUUUUGUCCACAAGUCAUCAAUUUCUUUUAGUGAUCCCAAAACAUUGAUGUAUUUAAAGAACGUCACCUCUAACAUAGUAGUGUACCACCUAAAGUACUGCUUGUAAGUAGCUGUCUGAUAACAACCAUCUGACAGAGAAGGAGGAUUGAGUCAGCUGCUGGUGGUGUGAAUGCAGAUUAGUUUUACAGUCAGAAGUCAUACAUAAUGUCCCAACCAAUAAUCUCCAUUAAUCUCUGAUUUCAAAUCAUACAUGUGAUGAAAGCUGCUUGUAGAACAGCCAAACAAUUUAGAACAGAGUUAAAAUAUUAUCUGAGGGGAUAUUUUCCCCCUUCGGUUUGAGCGAAAAUGAGUCCACAUGACUUUGGUUUGACUAAGUAUCCUGGUCAGAGGGGGCAAAAAUAAUUCUGCUUGGUCAAACUAACUUGUGGGACCAGUAGGAGGCGAUAAAGUUUGUGUCACCAUGAAGAACAUUCUCACCGUGAACGGAGAAUUUCAGUUCUUAAAGUGGUCCCCUAAAAGCACAAAAGCAUUCACUUAAAUAUUUAUGUAUUUAAUGUGAUUUUACAUCUUUAAACCGAGCAGUGCUUACCAAACAUAACUACACCAGUACUGCGUUAUUGGUGUUUUUGUUGUUUCAGGCGCUGCUGGUCGCACAGAUCUCCACUGAGCAUGUCUGAAUUUAGGCGAUGACCUCAUCAUUCUCAAAAGAAUUCGUGUUAAAUCUCUAAGCGGGAAUGAAAAGGACUUCUCAGAAAUCUCAUUUAACCUUUGUUUUUUUAAUUCAGCAGUAACAGCCUAUUAGGAAGAUCUAAAUGAAGAAUAAUACAGGUCUGUACCUGGGGUAACGUGUGGACUCAAAAAGAGUGCCUUGACUUAUUUUUGUCACACUUUAAAAGUUUUUUAUUUUUUGUUAUUUUUUUCAUUAUUUUUAUUUUUUUACAUGACCACAACCUUUUUGUUAAUUUGUUGUUGGGAUCAGCCUCAAUGCUUGAUGGCUUUUUGUAUGUUUAGUUCUGCCUUUUGGAAUUUUUUUAAAUUUUUAUUUAUUUAUUUUUUAUCACAGAUGUCACAGCAGUUCAACUAUUUUAUAGGGUGUACAUGACAAUUUUAUGUUAUAUCCAAUCAUACUUUGCUGGUUUUGUCCAUUUGCACUAUACCGUUGGAGUCUAGCAGCACACAGAUGUAUCUUCAGAAACAACCAAAAGUCUCUAUAUUAUCCACCAUGUGGGAUUAAAAAAAAGAAUUCACUGUUCUUGGGAUACUAAACUGAAUUGAAGCGGGGAAAAAAAAGUAUGCUAGUAAUAUGUUUAGCCUCCCAGUUCGUAGUUCAACUCUCUUUUCUGCUACUCCAACAAUCAGGCCUCUGACUUUUUCAACCCAGUGAACAAUGUUGCCUUCACCACAAUGAGGCAGUAUAUGAUCAGGAUCAGUCUCAGGAAGCAGGAGGAACUCCGAAAAGUUGAAAGGGAUGAGUCUGCUGGGAAUGUCACAGCAGUUGUUCGACUCCCUGCCCCUGCGGCUGGAUCUGUGUCAAAAAACAGUGAAAAGCCUACAGUCAGUGCUCGGUCCUGGAGUUAUGUACAGGAUAACAACUGUGAAAGUCACUGCCAUUUGGAUUGUACUUUGUUUCACAAGAGGAGGCCAUCUUUCUGCUGUUGUUAAUGCUGCUGUCAGCUGUAAGCGGAUGUGUUCUUCUGACUAAACUAACUGUAAUGGUGUCCCUCAGGGAGAAGCAAUCAUGUACGGUGUUGGACAGAGGUCAAAAAGAUGCCAAGUAAUAACUCUGAGCAGUUGUGGGGUUGGAAAACACGGACAGCUGCCCGCAGUGUUUCUUAUUCACAAAAAAGAUCAGCAGCAUUUAAAUGCAACCAUAGAUCAUAUUUAAGUCUAAUAAAACACGGUGGCCUGAAUGAUUCUUUUACUUUAUUCGCAGUUGGAAUAAAAGCUCAAACCAACUUUGGAGAAUUAUUUAGGCAAGUCCCAAAAUUCUACCACACAACCCAAACUGAAAUUAGAAAAAUAAAAACCCAGGGACAUACUUAAGAAUAUGGCCUAUUAAUUUCUCAGUCUGUAAUGUGUUUAUAUCAGGCGUCUCUUUACAAUUUGUGCUGUGUGAAGGCAGUUUAAGUUUACCCUGCCUCUUGAAUCAUUCAGUAAUUUGCAGCUAUCUUGGGCUGCAAUACUCUUCCUUCACAGGCUGCAGCUAGUGCAUGUGAUUAAAUAUUAAAAAGCUUUUUUUUUUUUUUUUUUUUUUUCUGUACUCAGCAUGAAAGGUUGUCGACAAAAUUAACCAUUUAAAGUCACAAAUAGUUUCAACAUUCUACUAGACAUAACAGCAAGAAAGAAAAAAAAAAAAACGCACACUAGUAUCAGACGAAUAUAAAAUGUAGUUGUCCGCUGUGCUGCAUGCUGGACCUAAAACUACAGGUUUACUGAAAGAGCUCGCUGCUGCUGGAACUGUAAUCACCAUGCAUUUGCCAUUUUGCAAACAGAAAACAAGACAAGCCAAAGAACAAAUCAAUCAUUUAGCACCGUAAAUAAAAUAUGAUGUUGGUCCGUUUUGGCAUGCUGUCUGGCAUGUCUCCGACUCAUGAAAUAUUACACUUUGUGCCUUGAAUUUUGUCCUACAUAAACUGUUCGUGGACAUUGGAUUGACUUAUACUUUGGAGCAAAAGGCUGCCAAUAAUUUGUUUCAGGGCUGUUAACCUCAUUUUGAGUUCACUUGGCUUUGUUAACAUCUAUCGACAGCUCCAUUAUUAACCCUGUUUAGUCGUGUAAUCCCGCCCCGGAUCAAUGCAUGUAAACGGCAUAACUCUAGAAAACCAAGCUAAGCUCAUUUUUUAACAGCCCCAUAAAGCAGAUUGGCAACUGUGUCAUGCAAAAACAUUUUCCUAACACUUGUUGAGCUUGUUGACUUUGCAUACUCAUGCAGAGGUUGCAUUCACAGCUGAUAGAUACUUUUUUUUUUUUUUUUUACAGAGUAUAAUUGCCUGUAACACCAGGCUUCUUGUCAGGAGUGUCGAGAUCACACAAAUUACGGCUGAGAUCAACAUUGUUUUGGCAUGUUGCAGAAGAAACCUGCUAUUGCUCAGUCCAAAGAGGGAGGAUGAGGCUGGCGGGCACAAAUUUCCGUGUUCUUUCACUUGCAGAUCUUUGUAGCUGUGGGCGUAGCAGAAUAGAAAACACAUUCCAUAAUAUUCCAUAAACUGGUUUAUAGAUGACAAGAGGGAUCCUCAAUCGCAGGGUAUCAAAGGUUUGUGUAAACAGCUUAAGGUCUUCAAUGUCAGCGUCACAGGCUUUGCUUUAUUUACGGCGCUGCGUGACCUUCAAUUUUUGUAAAUAGGUGCAUUGUUUUCCUGCCAAUGUCAAGAGUUGAGCAAUGUUGCAUUUUUUUUUAUUUUUUGUCUCUCCGGGUUGAUUUCAGAACUCUGGCUUUAACCCCUGAAAACAAAUACAACAUCAAUGCUGUCACUUUGCAUGGGAAUUAUGAAUUUAUGAUCCUGUGAAAAACAAGGUGACUUAUUUCAGCUGAAAGGUGGAGGGAAAAUAUCUUAUUAAUUUUAAAGUGCCAACUAAGGGUGCCAAAGUUGCUGGCAGAAAAAGAACUGCUAAUUAUUACUCUAUUGCUGUUGGGUUUCCAAGUAGUACGAUGCAGAUGGUAUGGAGUAGUAUAGUAUUUGCUGCACGUCUGCAUUUUUAUUUGCAGACAUUCACAAUCAUGUUUGUUACUAUGCAGCUUGGAAAAUGUGUUCAUCAAGUCCGUUUCUGCUCAAGAUCUGCUCAUCAGUUAUUUAUCUGCAGCUCCAAUUGCUUCUUCAUUGUUGCGUCUCCUCUCUGAUGUGUCAGGUAGAUUUGCAGGAAGCAGCUUGACACUGAAGGACAGUGCAGGAAAUAACCUUUCACUGCAGACCCACUCUCUGGUAUUCAUUUACUUACAGGCUGCUGCUUCACUCCCAUCAUGCGCCAGAUUCUCACCCUCUCCCACUUUUAUCUGUCGAUGCAAGCUUGUUGUGUUACGCCACGGUUUGAUGGCACAAACAACAGUCAUUUUGGCCGUUUUGUAGGUCAUGUUAUGGUAAUAAAGGUUGUUGUGUCGACACAGGAAACUGACUGGAAUGAGUGCAUGCCACUUAGGUAACAAAACUAUGUUUACACACAUAUGUUUAAAGUAGUACCCACAACCUUUUUAAAAACACACAUAAACUUAAAAUAGUCUCUUCAAAGUCAGUUUGUCUGCAUCAAGUUUUGCCUCUGAGAGUUUCAUAAGGAAUGCAAGCAAUUUAAGCAGAUUUGUUCCCAGGUCUGUGUAGAUGCUUGCCAGUGCUUGGGUGUGUUAUUCUUCGGGUAAUUGUCUGAAUUUCUGUAAAGUACAUUUGCUUUAAUUCAGUUUCGGCAAGCAUACGCUUGUUUUCCUGCGUCAGAUGUGAGAUGGUGAGUGUCAGAAGUUUGUCUGCAGUUGAGACAGCUAUUAAAGCAUGAGUAGUGCCAUGCAGGCCUGACUAAUACACACUGGAGUAGGUGUAGUAUAGAUAUGCAGGUUAUAAAUGUCCAGAGAAAGCUGACAGUGUCCAUGACAGGAACUUCAACAAAACCACAGGAACAAAAGGACCAUGGGAAGGGCAACUGUGUUUGUGUGCAGCGUGCCGAAGUGUUGAAAAGAGGGGCUGCCGGCACUCCCGCUGGGCGCCUCCCGGUGUGUUUAAGGGACGUGUCCGGCCAUGUUCGCCCCACACACACAGUACAUAUCCCGAGAGAAGGUUUGUUUCCUCAGGUAUGUUGUAGGUGUGGAUUGAUGUGUGUCUUAACAUGAAAAGACUUUAAACAGAAUGGAAUGGCUUGUUAGCAGCGUUUGGAAGUGGACUAAGAGGAAAAAAAUCACGUCUCCUUCAAUAGCAAAGGGGUCUCCUGCCGUUCAGGCUUCAUGUUAGUUUGAGCAGAAUCAGAGAAAACACUCGUUCAUUGCCUAAUCCACUUGGCUGUGAUUGAGAGUUACAAUCCUGCACGUAACUCAGAGGAGGAGCUGAUAAAAGAUUAUGACACCGCUGACUCAAAGGAGAAUCACUUGUAAACAACUCCGCACAUGCAUUCCUCAGUAUCUACAGAAUGGAUGUGUAUACUUGAACAUAUUUCAGCACAGCAUCAUCGCACUAAACGAUGACCAGUUUCUCAGUGCACUCAUAUGGCGGCUCUUUGGUGCUGUUUGUGUUCCUGAGAAGUGUGACGCUCGAGUUGUGAAUCCCGGAGGAGUUUUUCAAGAGUGAAUGACUGAGGAAAAAUCGUAUGAGAUACAAAAACAUUCAAGUCAUCAUAACGGACAUGGAGCAAUCACAAAAAAUAGAGCCGUAUCAUCAUAUUUAGGUUAGAGACUCCAACAGGAACAAAAUAUUCAUGCACAUUCAUCAAGUUCUAGUAGCAGAAGCUAAUGCCUGUGUGUCAGUCUGUGAUUCCUCCUGCGGCAUGUACGUAUGUGGGGGUCGUAUGUGUUUUGGUAGUCGCCUGUUACUCUAUCCUUUACCCUCGCUUUCUUCUGACCUUCCACCAGCGCUCCUGCUCAUUAUUGUGUUGCUCUAAUCUGGAGGGGACAGGACUGGGUGCAGAAGUGUAUUUAUCUUCCUGCACAAAUAGGACCUCUUUCCGUCUGGUCCCUGCUCAGCUUGUUGUUGAAAGAUAGUGAGCAGCGUAAAGCAAGCUCCAGUAUGUGUGUGUGUGUGUGUGUGUGCAUAUGUGUGUGUCUGUGUGAGUGUGUAUGGGUGAACUGAGAUGUGUCCCAGCUGGCCCACAGACCAGCACACUCACCAUCACCUCACUGCAGCAAAUGCAGACAAAAGAGGAAUAUAUCUCCCUUGUGAUAUUGAUAUCCCUUAACUCCGGGGGUGUUUUUGCCCCUAAAUGAGAAAGCAACAUUCCUCUCAGAGGUCUGUCGUACUUGUUAAAGCCAGCCAGAUCAGUGUUACAGAAAGUCCCCUCAGUGUGAGCCUUGUAGGCCCCAUUUCCGCUUUUUUCCCCUCCAUCACAUCUGUUGGGAUGUGUACUUUUGCUACGCAUUGUCUAGGCAUGUUUCUUUUCAUUCCCUCGCUGUCUCCAUGACAUUAGGCUUGCAAGCAGGCAGUUAUCAUACUGCGAAUGGCUAUGGGCCAGAAAAACGCUGUUGGCAAACCAGCAUUAUAAAACAACACAAAAUGUGGCAUGAAAAUAAUACAAAGCUCGAGUUUUAUCCUGUCAAAACUCUGCAAAGCCAAGGCUCAUGUACAGCCCUGUCUUAGAAAACUGGUGUUUUAGCAUUAUAUUAAUUCUACAUGUUCUUUUUAGCAACAAUUAAUACUCUGUUGGCCUAAACUCAACUACCAGAUUUUAGCUUUGGUGCUGCACCACGGUUAAGCUGCUCAUACAACAGUGGCCUGCCUAUUUGGACUUGCUACAGCUUCAGCUAGUCUUGACCUCCUUCUUUGCACCAGGCCUGUCAGUCCCUGUUGCACUUGGCCAUGGAUUUGCUUCCAGAGAAGGUUACAGAGGGUUUCGUGUGCCCGCGCGGUCAUCUUGUCGCUUCGAGAUGACCCGACUGCAGACCGGGCUUCCUGUCAGCCGUGUCUGGUUCUGCCAGAGCACAGUGUGAGGCUGCUCUCCUGCCCACUUAUCAAGCAUCACUCAAUUUGAAACUGCCUUGAUCUGAGCUUAUGCCGCCAAAGCAUGAUCUAAGCUCACACAUGCGUAGUGGUCUGUUUUCCAGGAAAAGCCCACACUGGUGAAAAACAAACAAAAGAGAUAAGAGAGACCCUUGAUAAGCCCGAGCGUCGGCCAUGAGAGGAAAAAAAAAGAAGCAAGAAAUGCAAAUGAUUUGACCAAGAAGCUGGUUUGACUCUGUGUGAAAACUCCUCACAGUGUCCUCAUUGUGACAUGUUUGUGCUGCUCUAAAAGCACAUUCUGGAGAUAAAGGACAAGUGCAGAGCGCAAGAGGAAUUUGAUUUGAUGUGAAGAAUGCAAAGCAGAGAGCGGAUGCACGCAUGUUUUCAAAGGGGGGUCGCUGCUGAUAAGAGCACAAUCUUCCCCUGUUUUCUCCCAUGCGGAUUUACAUUUCAGCAAUUUGAAGCCAAUUUGAGCAAUGCUUGGAAAUUUCACCUAUAGAUUUAUGUGCUGUGAAGUGUAUCAAGUCAUCGAUGAGUUUAAAGCCACUGUGAGGAGUUUGUAGCUGGUGAUUAAACAGACUAAUAUCAAUAUUGUUACCUUUGUGUGUGACCUGAAGACGCAAACAGGGUCAAGAUUGAAAAUUCUUUAUCAACGCUGCCACAAGACAAGUACGGUGAAGAAAAGUCUUGGCUAAAAUUUUCUAUGAUAUUCAAUUUUAAAUGACAGCAUGAGAUUUUUUUCUUUCUUUUCUUUCUUUAUUUUUUAACAAAACAUACCUCAUAUACAGUAUAUCUAUGGGACAAAAUUAGCAAAGAAAUGAAAGACACUCCAUAUAAUGAACACCAAAAAUUAAAAGCCCAGAGCUCACAUGCUUAUUUUAGAAUGCAGACUUGCUUUUAAGCGAAAAUUUAAUGAAGAGUUUGUUUAUAAGUUCUGAAUCAUCUGUUUAUUUUUUUUCAGACUUUACACUUCCUUUCUGGUAUCUCUUUAAUAUCUUUACAUGAUUUUCAGAUUUUAAAAAAGCCUCAGAAUUCUCACAGUGUUGUAUCAAAAUAUUAUUUCAGCCUCCAUUUAAAAUACUCCGUAUCGGCUGCUGUCUCUUUAAGACCCCCCCUCUACAAGCCCACUUUCUUCUGAUUGGCCACCUCUUUGGAGGCGCUCUGGAAGCCGGCUCCAUGUUUAACCCCAGCCCCUCUUGUGGUUAAUCAGUAGAGCAGUGGACCAGCGUAACCCCUCUCUUAUUUGCUAGAAGCACAGAUGAACUAGUGCGUAAUAACCUAAUCAUUUUAGUAAGUCUCAUGUUUUCUUGGAAGGUCCUUUUCUAAGCAGUUUACAUUUAACUUUUAGGAUUAUGACAAUAUACUUUUACCUCGUGAUUUGAAACUUUGUAACUUGGCUGAUUUUGUUGUAAAUGUGGAAAAGCACAAUACUACCCCUUCAAGUGGGGUGGUAUUAGGGAUGUCGACUCAACGCUAUCACCUAUACUUGUCUGCAAUGAAAUCAAAAGUUGAUUAAUAAAUUGGAUUAAAUAAUAAAUGACUAAAUUAUCAAUAAUUGUGGGCCAGAAAUAGCAGUUAUAAGUUGUGUGGAAGCUGUUGUGCUGCUGUUUUCUGGUUUCUAUUGACUUGUAAUGCUGAAAUGCUUAACAACCCAGAUGUAAACAAGCACAGAUGAUAUGAUAGAUGUCCACAAGUAGAAUGCCUGGUUUGUUGAUAUGUUGUACUAGAAUUAAAGGUAUAGUUGCAUGUAGGCUGUGUCUGGUUAAAUUGGCAUGAAACCACUUUACCAGAGUAGUGUACAACCAUAUAAGGCAUGAGGAAAUUAACCUUUUAAGGAUGGAUGAAGGCUGGUGGAGCUAGCUUUGUACAUCCGCCACUUUGACUAGGACCAGCGGACUCUCUGAACCCUUGUUUUUUUUUUUUUCUGAUAUUUCUCUCCUCCUAUUUUCAGCCCAUUCGGUUAGUCAGAAUUCAAAUUUCUGUUAGUUUCCUCAGAACAUCCUUUGUGGUUAUAAACAUAAAUGUUAAUCACAGUCCCAGUGACGUGCAAUGACAGCACUAAAAUGACCAUAAAAGUUUAGUCAUUUGGUUUUACACCGAAAAACAUUUGCGUAAUGGAAGAAAACACACAACUGUUAUGAUGUGAUUCAGAUGUGAGGUCUUAAAAGUCCUUUUUGGUAAAUAAAGAGCGCUUUUAUACAGAGCGAUGGUUUGUAUUAGAAACACUGAGUCAAAAACAGGUCCGUUUUGAAAAAAUCCCUGACCCAUGUGCUCCUUGUAUUUACAUGUGGAUGCACCUGUGUGUUUGUAUGCGUACGUGUGUGUGCGUGUUUGAGGGGAUCUGUUAGUAUUGAGUGUGACAGUGUAUACUUUGUCGGCCCGUGGACACUUAGAUUGAGUGUGUGUUGUUCUCUCUGGUGAGAGUGCACAUAUGUGUUUGCAUGGAGACCUGGUUCUAUGUGGGUGUGUGUUUGAUAAACUGUGAGAGCAUGUGGGAGACUGUUUGUCUAUUCAUCUGGGUGAGAGGGAGCAGAAUGAGGAGGUGGAAGAGAUCUGCUUCCAGCCUCUAUCUUCAAGUCAAUCUGCUCACAGUCACACAAACCUCUUUAUCUCGCCCCAAGCCGGGAAGGGUGGGAGGGAGGGAGACAGGCAGGGAGAGACAGACAGACAGACAGACAGACAGAUAGACAGACAGAGACAUAAAUAUGUUUAAAAAGAGGAAAAAUACAGAGAGAUUCAAUCAGGCAGACUUAAGAAGAUAGAGCGGAUUUUUGUCUAAGAGGAUCAUCAAAGUCAUGCUCAGACAGCAUCUGUCAUUAGAAAUAUUUGUGCUAUUUCUGUAUCACAGCAUAAGCUAUUAUUAUUGUCCUAUUGAGAGGCUCUUUGUUAUCGCAGAAGAAGAUAUAAGACAGUGGAGAUGAAGCUUGUCAACUUUGAUCCACAGUUUUAUCAGCAAGCAAAAUUAUUUUUGUGUUUGGCACUUUAGGAGAAGCUGAGCCGCAAUUGACAUCCUCUACAGCUCUAUGUCCUCACACACACUCACAAACUCUUACAAACACACUUUGCUGAACACUUUAUCACCUCACCAUGACUGAUGCCAAAAAGAGGCAUCAAUUUUCAGUCAUGAAACGGAAAAAGCACACAAUUGUGUCUUGGUGUGGGUGUGACUGUCUGUCUGUCUGCUUUCAAAAAGGAGCGUGAAGAGCCAAAGAAUCAAACGUAAAAUAAAUCAACCUCGGCUUAAUUGUAGGUCUGACACAAAUAUAUGGCUGUCAUUUGCAGCGCAGCUUUGGCAGACAUCCAGAUAAGGAAGAAGAUCAGGAAGAGUUUGGAAGCGCAGGGAUCACAUCUGGCAACAGGGUUUUGUGUGCUUGUGUGUGAGUGUGUGUGUGUUUUUGAGUGUGUGUGCUGGCCUGCUAUUGCGGUAUCAUGCCCUAUUGGCUGAUGAGUUGCUAUGCCUCAUCUCUUGUACCUCUCACCCUCAGCCAAAUCUGUCAAAAUAAGUCAGUGCGGUUGUUAAGUGUGAGAGACGCCUCUCUCUGUUACAUCAAUUAAGUAUCAGAGACACUGGCUACAUUUAAUCCCAAGUACGACUGCUUUUUAGAGCUUAAAGAUGUUCUUUUACUGUGAUUAUAGCGACAGAUGGAGGCUGGAAAGAAACUGGAGAAAAGUGAACAAACUGGGUGGCUAAAGAGCUAAAAUCUCAUUCUCUCAGCGGCCUUGAGAUUGGAGCAUGCUCAGUGCUGCUGUUUGUUGUCUCUGCCUUUCUGAGAUGCUGCUGCAGUGUUUCCCAGCAGGCUUUGGCACAGGCUUACUCAUGAACAUCUCUCUUCUGGAGCGAUACAGUGGCCAGGCUGCAGCUGCUCUGUGGAUACCUCCUCCUCUGUGUGUGUGUGUGUGUGUGUAUGUGUAUGUGCGUGUUUUGUUUCUUGGUUUGGCUCUGUCUUACUCAGUUGCUCUCCCUUCUUACCUUUUCUUUCAUCCCUGCCUCCCUCUCGCUCUCUCUCUUACUUGCUUGUUCUUCCUCCUAUUGUGUUCCCUCACACAUUACCUCCCACUUUUCUUGCUCGCAUCCUUUCUUGUUUCUCUCCCUCUCUGUCUCUCAUCCUCCUCACUCCGCCCUUCUACAUCUCUCUCUCUUUCUCUCUCUCUCACACACACAUACUCUAGUUGCUACCCUUAAGACUGUGGUUGCCAUGGUGACUGCUAUGUGCUGCGGAAACGUCAAAGAAGCUGAAUCCACCCAGGAUCACUUCCUUGUUUAACACCAAGAUUCUUUCUCGCCAUGUUCCUUUGAUUUCUUCCAAAUAUGUCACAACCAUGCUUAAUUUGAUUCCAUCUGUUCAAUUUUCGAGUAGUAAAAGAAGCUGCGAUGGUAAUUUCUGGCCUCUUUCGGGACCCUGAUCUCAGCUGUUGCUGAGCAGAGUCAUUAGUAACACUGAGAUUUGGAAUCGAGGUUGACCUUGGCACAGCUGACCUUGAGAAACAGCCCCGUCCCCAGGCAUCCAGAUGUCACAGACACUAAUCUGUGUCGUGUCUCCCUUUAAGGAUGCUUCGUCAGCCCUCAUAGUGUCAGUGAAGUCUUUUAGUGUCUUAUUAUAUCCUAUUCCCCCCCCUCUGUAAUUCAUAGAGAGUGCCACUUGCAUACACGCUUACAGUAAACACAAAAGGGCAGCAGCGAGGCAGCAUCAAGCAGGUUAUAUCCAGGCUCACAAAUGUGUGUUUUACGCAGUCUCCUUGGUCUGUACCUACAACAGAUCCAAGCAGGUUUUUAUUUGAGUUAGCGGGCAGCCUGCCUGAGUUGCUCCAACACCUCGGUGCACGGUCAGCUGAGGGAGCAGAUGCCCUGUUAAAAGGUGAAUAUCAGCAGGUGGGGCUGCUCUCUGUCUUGCCGUGAAGAGGACAUUUUUACUUUUCAAAACUCUCUCUUGUGUCUCUUUUCUUUAGUUCUUUUCAAAGUUAAUCAUGUUGUUUUGUACAGCGUUGUGUGGUAUCAUAGAUCUGGUGGAUCAAAUCAAGUGUGUUCAUAAGUAUUACACUCCUGCAUGGUGGUGUUUUGUAUUGUACAACCAUAUUAUAUGUAUCAGCAUAGCUCAGUGGUUCUCAAGUCCAGUCCUCGAGGCCCACUGUCCUGCAUGUUUUGGAUGUUUCCCUGCUCCAACACACCUGAUUCAAAUGAUCAGCUCGUUAUAAAGCCAUGACAGCUUGAUAACGAGCUGAUCAUUUGAAUCAGGUGUGUUGGAGCAGGGAAACAUCCAAAACAUGCAGGAUGGGGGGGCUCGAGGACUGGACUUAGCCGAACCACUGGCAUAGCCUAACAGUGUUUUUUUUUUUUUUUUGUCUUUUUUUCUUGCUUUACUUUUUUCUUCUCACUCUUCAUUAAUCUUCCUUCGUUCCUAUUUCUCUAACAUGUCGUGUCUUUCCCACCACGGCCCUCCACUCACCUCUGAGAGUGUUACAAACUGCUUGAUACCCUACUUUAAGCCCCCCACUCCAAUGCAUGCACUUUGUUGGCAAAAAAGCCGACAGAUGUAAACAACAUAACCUAAUGGCUGUUUAAAGCCAUUAUGUCCAAAAAGAUAAACUCUGCUGCCUGUGAAAGGGCAGGAGAGCUGUUGAGCGGUAUCACAGUGAUGAUGUGCAGGUAUGCUGCUGCUCAGCUCCAUCAUGCAGCAGGGCUGUCUCCCCUUUUCUGGGGGCAGUGAGGAGGGAUUAGGAGGCAGGCAGAGAUGGGGCCUGUGGAGCAUUUAUGAGCAGGGGCACACAAAGGAUCCAUGUCAAAACUUCUAGGGGUUUGCACAACCUUUUUUUUUUUUUUUUGCUUUCUUUCUCUUUUUUUUUUUUUUUGGACAUGUUCUUCAAGUCAUGCUCCUCCCACACUGGCCCACUGUGCCCCCUCCACCUCCAGACCCUGAUCCAAGGACAGCCCACGGCUGUUGAAAAACAGCAGAUGCUUUGGAGAGGCCUGGAAAAAAAAAAAAAAGAGAGAGAGAGAGAUUUAGAUGCACAUGUCCAAGGCCAUAUUUGUGUCUGGGUGUGAAAAAUUAAGUUUAUUUCACAAUCUCGUUGUUUUCCCAAGCUCAUAAAAAACUUGUUUAAAGCUCAUCACACAAAGUUAUGGGCAAAAAAAAUCUAACCUAAUUUUCUCACACCCUGAUUCCUUCUUUCUUUGGUAGCCAUGUUUUAUGUAACUCUGCCUAGAGGGACACACUCGUGGUACGUAACAUUUUCGCUUGCAGACUGCACUCAUUAGUUCAGCUGCAACUCUGCAAGUUUGUAAAAAAGUUUUAGACUAAAAAUAUGAAUUGACGCACACUAACUAAAAGACUGACGGGCACCCAGUGCUCUUACUGUUUGUGAUAUCAGCUCAUUCAUUCAGGCCAUACUGGAAGAUAAUUGUGCGAUGUUUAAGGAUAGACUAAGGAAUGGUAUGAAACCCUCAGACAACUAAAUCCUGCACUUUAUCUGCUCCACAUUAUCCCGAAAGUCACUUCUCUUUUGUCCUGACGUCACAAAUCUUCACUUUUCUGACACGUACAUAAACCGCACGCCCACCCACGGACACACAGGCCUGGGAACGAGUUUCGUCUUGUUGACGAGUAAGAGGAGGAAGUGAGUGUUGAGGUUGUGGGGAGAUAGGGGGCAGCUCUCUGACACAACAUAGCCUCUGCCAGUCUUCAGUUACCUCCGCUGACAGAUUAGAUCAUCGAGAACAACCGCGGGGAGGAGAGAGGAGUAGGAAAAGCACUACAUUAGACCUGAUUGGUGUGUCAAACCUUGGCCUCAGUUUGACCUCCUUGCCCACAGAUGAGGCUUAUGCUAUUGAGUGCGCUGACCUGUUAAGACAUGACCCCUCUGCUGCCCCCUUUCCUCUCCAGUCCCUGCUGCUGCUGCUGCCGCUGCUGCCUCCUCCCAAAGAAACGUCAAGAGAGUCCUCUGAGGGCUGGACUGAGACAAACCCCGGGAGGGCCCCAUAGAUGACUCAUCUACAGUUUUUUUUUUUAACGCAACAGUUUCAUUGAGAGUCACUCUUGUGUUGUGUUGUGUUGUGUUGUGUUAACCCUUUUUUUUUUUUUAGUUUGUAUCCACUUAACAGGACAGUGGAGUUCAGGCAGCAUGAAAUUAAAAAAAAAAAAACUUACUUUGAUAUAGCAGCUUAAGAUAAUUCUGGGAUCGUGGAGUCACAGUUUGGGAAAUGUCAAAUGAAGAUAAACCGAUUAGUCGGUAUGUUGCUUUUGUUGGAGUUGCGUUCGCUUUCACACAAACAUGAGAAAAAAGCACGUUGUCGCGAUAAAGUCGGGAGUGUUUUAAGACUUUAAAGAAAAUCCUGUAGUGAGAUUUUUUGCUCUGAGACCUUCAGGGCCUCUUACGUGCCUUAAACUGGCCUCAAAUUCAGUCCUGCCCUAACUGAGUGUCUCCCUUUGCCCUAUUUUCCAAUUCUUUUGUAACUAAGUCAUAAUGCAAAUGUAUGAUGCAUACUCAACUUUUAGAUCAAUGUACGAGGUUUACCUUAUUUGCACAAGGAUAUAGGGUUGGGUAUCAUGUGCACAAAGCAGUGGUUUUAAGAGAUAAUGGUUGUAAAUCCUUAUUGCUACGUGGACAUUGAUGACACCUGGCUAACCAACAACAGUUGAAAAAAAAAAGACAGAGGUACAACUGAGGACGUGCUGAAACUCGUCCGCAGGGCCGAGCUGACUGACAGACGGGAGAGGUGAGGAAGGGGAGCAGCUAAGGAAGUCAGCGAGCAAUGAUUUCGUGUAAUUCUUCUAGAAGCAGCCUGUCACAGAUUGUGAUCUGACAUUCUGCACCUCACACGUCGCUCUCUUGCACAUACAUCCCCAGAAAAUCUGCGCUCACAAAAAUCUGAACCAGAUGCGGAGCAUUUGGGGACCCAACCUGGCAAGGGCAGGUCUCUGAAUUAUUUGGGUGGGGUCAGCAAUGCAGAGGGGAUGACUUAAGUGGUCUCUUUCCACUUUUGCACGGGUCAUUACAAAGGAGAAGAUGCUCCCGAGGUAGUAUAAACUGAGUUUUGGCUUUAAAGUGACAGCAUGGAGCACGAACGGGCCAACUUAAGUUUUUUGGGUGGAUUCGGGUUCUCUCCUCCCUCAGUUGUGACUGCAGGGCCUGGAAGAGUCGGUGCUUAUCUGAUAGAUCCAGUAAGGGAACAGUUGAUUAGCUUAAAGCAAUGGGAAAUGCCUUCCCUACACCCUCCCUCUCUCCCUCCCUCUUUCUUCCCUCCCUCCUUUCUGUAUUCUCUCACUUUUCCCCUCUUAACUCUGUGAGCAGUGCCUCUCUCUACCUUUCUCUCCCUAUUUUUCACCCUGCUCCCUCCCUCCCUCCCUCUCCCUCUCCCUCUCCCUCUCCCUCUCUUUCCUUCUCUCUGCCCUGCUGUGAGUAGGUGGUUCCUUGCUGUACUUGAUUGGUGUGAGUCUAUAUAGGAGGAGAGACGCUCUAACAGGCUCAGAGUCUGGUGGUGCCCACUUGCCACACGUUCCCACAAGGACUACCUGUGUUUUUUUUUUUCUCGUGUGUGUUCUUCCGGGAGGAUUACUUUUUUCUGACAAUAUGACGGAAACCAAGAAGAAAGAUAGGAGAGGGAGAAAGAAGGGGGGUAGGAAAGCACAAAAGGAGAAAGAGAGCGAUCCCACCAAAGGUAAAAGGAAAUCAAAGGUGUUUUCUGUGUUACAUGUUGUGUUGAUACUUUCAUAACUCUGUGUGAGUUUAGAAAAAGGAAAGACUUCAGUAGAACAACUAAGUUUUUGUUACUGUAUCAUGGAAGUGUGGGGUAAACUAAGUAUCCCCUUGGCUUGUCAAAGCUUGCUGCUGGCUUGUCACAUGGAUUGGUCUCCCUGCGUGGACAGCGUGUAGAGGCACAUCUGGUUUGGCAGCACUUCAGAGUUGUAGCAAAGUUAGAUGAUAAGACUAGUGUCCCAAAUCCAGCAAAACUUAGGAAUUAGCCAAACAAACUCUUGACCUCAAAGAAACAAAGUACAGUAUUCGAAGAUCUCCCUUUAAACCAAUGACUGGAAUGACUUUUAAAGUUUGUAUAAAUUGACAGCAUGGUCAUGGCUUCAAAAUGUUAUGCUACUUAAAGCUGAUUUUAAACAACUGUCUCCUGUUUUUUAACACUUCAUUCUCAAAAGUCAUGUUGCUGUGGUCGUGUCGGUGUUUCGCUGAGCAUCUCUUUCAACGGGGUUAAUAACACAGCUUUUAUCUUUUUUUUUCUGAGUCUGUGGUGAGUCAUGGAACAUAAAAUCUGUCUGAUUUUUCCCCCCUCAGAGCUCUUUGAAAUCAUAAUAGUAAUGAGAGCUGCCUGUAUUUCAGAGUCACAGACGCAGCAAUGUGCUUGCUCAGUGGUGGAUUGUACAAGUUGCAGCAUGUCACUGUAGUUUGACCUCAGGUCAUGGGGAAACCCAGCCCCCGUUUCAGGACAACACCAUGAUUAUUGCCUUUGCUACUCUGUGUCAUUCUAGGUUUGGUUAGAUACUGUAUCUUAGAAAGCAUCUGCUGAUGCUGGUAGCCAUUUUGUACCUGCUGAUGUCACCGCUGUCAGCCUCCAACAGAUAACCCCUCAGAGUGGCCUUAGCACUUUUAGAGAUUUCUUUAUGCAGGAGGUUUUUUUGAGGUCUGUGCUGGCUUUAAAUGUAACCAAAAGUGUAACCAAGGGGUUUCCUUUUUGCAAAGGUGGUUAUGUUAAGGUUUUAUUACUUAAAUUGAAUAAAAAUGUAAUAAUGCGUCCUCAUUCCUAGUUUGACUGACCUGUUAACAUGUAUGAUAGGGAGGUGGACACCAUUGUACACUGGAUAAAGAGUUGUUUGAAAAGCCACCUUUUCUGCUAAAUUUCCACUGCUAACACAAAAUGACGUCAGCUGUUUUAAGAUGAAUUUGAUACGCUCGUUGAUACCUGAGACAUGUUAGCUCUCAUUUUUAAUCUAUUCUCAGCAUAUCGACCUCUGGCCUUUAAUCAUAAAUUUACCUUUUAAACUGAGAUCUGCCAAGAUUUUUUUUCUCACAACUUGGAAAAUGUGUGAAAAUAUGUGCUAACUCAUUAUAUGAUGGCACUCUCAAAGUAUAGAUGAAAAUGAGGACAUACUCGGGGGUUAUGUCUCUGCUAGUAGGUCAGAUUCACUGGAUCAAAUGUGUAACCUUUUCCUCAUUAACUGGCGGAUCCAGCCCUUAAAAACUGUGUUGUCAGGUUGUAAUUACCAGCAGUUGACAGUAACUCGAUGAUGAUGACGUGUUACAUUCGAAAGAAGUGAGAAUCAAAUGGCAAGAAGAAGCAAAUCAGGUCACAGGUCAGAACAACAAGAAGUAAAAUUUGUUUUCGAUAAAUGUGAAGAAAUACAUACAACCCAACAUGCUUCAAUGGUGUACUAGCUAAACUAUAUAAUUUGGCAAAAUGCUGUAAAUGUUUAGUGCCUUCUUAACUAGAAAUUAGCUAAUUUUAUUCACAAGUGGAUUGUGUAUAUCAGCUGAAAAAUGUAUUAUUAUUACAUUUUUCCUGCUUGUUGAUCAAACUGCUUGCAGACGAUUAGCUGUUGAGCUUUAAAGCUCCUGUAAGGAACUUUUGGUUUGUGUCACUUUUGGCGCCCCCUGUGGCCAAAGCAGUCUUUGCUUAGUUUGUCCGUUAUAUGCUUAAUUCGGACAUAUAAUCUCAUCAUGCUGACUUUCGACUGUCAAAUGUAACAUAUAUUUUGAGAAUAUGUGAAAAAUUCAAACAGAGCUUCAAGUUUUUCACAUGAAAUACAGGGCUGUUUCAUGACUGGCAAUUACCCUCCCACACAAGUUUCAGGCAUUCAAGAUUACAACAUAAAACCAUCAAUCUUGUCACUGAUGGUCUUGUUUGUUCUUGUAUAUCAUGACGUCAAAAUAAAUUUCAGGCUGUUUAUUAAAAGUUAAAAAAAACUCCUCAUUGUAGCUUUAAGUUAGCAUUUUGAAGUUCAAAACUUUAUCCAAGAGGAGAGAAAAACUCACUCAGAGUGUAGGAUGUGUGCUUGUUGUGGCUCUUAAGUAAAAACUACUGCUAUUUACAUCUUAGCUCACUCAAGCACUGCCCUUAAUAAAUUAGCUUGUGUUGCUAUGCCAGGCGGCUUAACUUAUCAAUAACUGUGAUCUGUUGGAGAGGAUUUGUCUUGGGUUGUUUAUAUGUAUUUGAAUUAAGACAGUCUUUCAGAUUUAGGGUUUAAGUGUUGCAUUCAGAGAUUCUGCUCCAAUGAUGCAGUGUUCGCCGUGAACUUGAUUCAGUGUAGCAUGUUUGUGGUGAUACUAGCCGUAGCACUGAAUCGUGUUAGUCCAACAAAUUAUGUAAAGAGCUGACUUAGUCUGUUGUGUUUUCUUCCAAAUCUUCCACUUUUAGGUCACGCUUUGAGGAAAACAUUUCUGUGGUUUUGGCUGGGCAGGAGCUCAUACAUCAUGUUCUUAGUCUACGAGCAUAUCUGUCAUUGAGUUGUUUUGAGCGUUUCUCCUCUCAUUUAUUAUAUCAUGUCUUCAACGGAAGAGUCUACUGCAAUGUGGAUAUGUGUGUGCACGUAUGCAUGUGUGUGAACAGGUGCUUGUGUGGAUGAGGUGUGACAAACUAUAAUUGUAUGUAAUCUAGCCCAUGAGCGUUGAGUUGAGGUUGUUAGACUGUCAGUCAAACAUCAGCCCCUUCAUAGGAACAAGACAGUACUGUCUGGUGUACCUUUUUUUUCUCUGGGAACUUACUCUUCAACUUUUAUUUGAGGUGAUUACCCCACAGCGGGUAUUUCUCAGCUGCAGUUGUGCUCUCACUGGCUAUGACAUCUCAUAAAUUUGGCCAGAAAGUGUUGAUUUAUGGAAUCCUAUUGCAAAGAUUAUUUCCUCUACUUAAGUCCCCAUGUAUUGCAGCUGAAAGUUGAUACUUUGUUAGAUUGUUGCAUGGCUUUUUGACAAGUCAAAUCAGAGGCUGGAAAGGACAAAAAUUCUGCAGAGCCAACAAGGAUAUGCAAAGCAUGCACUAUCUAUAGCGUCCUUGCCAAAAUGCUGGUCUUCACUGGAAAGCAAAGAUACUAGAGGAGAAAGUUUCAAACCAUGAAACUUUGUUUUCUUUCUUAAGAGUAACACUACGAGCGCAAAGUGCUGUGGGCAUUUCAUGAGAUCUGUUGUCACUACUAUGCAAAGUGAGUGUCUCUGGGUUCAAGCAAGAGUUAGAAUUUCCUGUGCAGUCAGGUUGACCUAAAUAAAUAUGUUUUUCCCGCAUGGUGAUGACAUUAUCAUUCAUAAACUUCAACCACCCAUCUCGUCAUGUGUCAAGUCAAAACACAACAAGUUCUUCUCAGUGUGUCUGGCUUUGCGUGCGCAGAAAGUGUGGUAAUCUUAAGCUUCGGAAGUGAAUCUCUAACUCCUACAUUUUGUGCCAGAUGCUUUUUUAUCAUGUACCAACACCUACCCCACCUGUAUAAUUGAAACAGAGCUGCUUAAGUUACUCAGCAGCAAAAUAGAGACUAUUAAUCGUAGGAGGAGGAGGGGUGGCGGUGGAGCCUCAGACAACCUCAGCUUUCCAUUCAGGUGUGAUCUUGCUUUAUAUAAUUACUCUUACAAAAUUAUCUUUUAGUCAUUUGGUUCAAACAUGUGAGGAGAGGAUAACAAAGCAGAAAGUGCACUUGACUUUAGCUUCCAGAGCCACAGCAGCCAUAGUUCAUGCACAGAGAAAACCAUAUGUUACUGUCAGUGAUAGUCUCUAAACUAGGCUACUCUAAACCGCAGAAGGUUAGCAAACAGAUGUGUUUUCUCAAAGCAAAUGUCACUAGACAAAUGAUGACGAAUUGAAGUGAUGUAACUUGAGACUUCUGGUUAACCAAAACUCUUCCCUUGAAUGUUGUAAAUACCUGUGACGCACUUAAGAAACAGAGUUUUUUUGUUUCGUUUUUACCAGAGAGACAAAAGAAAUAACAAUCUCUUCACAGCUCUUGAUUUGUCACUUUCUAGCUAUCUCACAAAUGCCUGUUGAACCAUGUGAACAGCCAUCUCUAACAGUGAUUUAUACUCACAAAUAUCAUAGCCUUGGUUAGCUGGAGGGCUGAUAUAGGUUUAGCUGUUUGAGUAUUAUACUUUUAGUAGAUAAAAUAACAUAUACAUCUGAGUCCAGUCCUGUGCAAUACAGGAUCCAAUGUUUCCUUGGCUUGCAGAGUUCAUUUUUUCUCUAGUCUAUAUUGAACAUUUUCUUUAUGUCCACCUGAAGUGUUAUAUAGGAGAUUUAGAGGAGGUCAGAGAGAUCCAACCAUUAUGAAAAACAGACUGCUGCGGACUACAUCGAGCUGUACAGUCUACUGCAGUGCUCAGUGGAAGUAACUCCGUCCAGUGCUCUCUCUCAUUAAUGGAAGUCAUUUUAUUGAUCCUUAAUUAAAAAUUACAGAGAGCUUAGCAGCAACUAGCUGUUUAACUUGUGUAACUUUUAGGAUUAAAUUGUCAUGUGUUCAUCGUGUAGCUGCAGCUGAGAGGAGAAUUACAAGGAAAAACUCAUUCUCAUGCAGAAUUUGCAUGCAGCUUUUGUGGCACAGUUGGACAUUCAUGAAAAACUUUCAUCACACAAAAGUCAGUUGUUAGCUGUGAAACUAGGACAUUGAGGGAAGUAGUUUGAAUUUAUAUUUGCAUAAAAGAAUUCAAAGACACCCCAUUUUGUGACAUAAUAAUGUAUAACUAACUAGUCAGGCUAACUGCACUACAAUUAUUAUUGAAAAAGAAAAAGGAAACAGUCUGUUCAAUAGAUGAUUGACUCAAUAGAUGAUUUUCCACCAUAUGUGAAACGUUUGGCUAAUUUUCUGCUUCAGAAUCCACACUAACAUAACACUAAACAGUGUGAGGUUAGAUAAUACACAUAAAAAGUACAGUUAAUCUGGAGAAAUCGUCACAUUUUCAAAGGCUAACCACUGACUUUAGUUCCAGCCUGGGUGUCCUGAGUGAGAGUCAAGCUUUUUUGGUCGUUUUAGCCCAGACCUUUACCUGUUUUUAUGGUUCUCUUCUGUGUCAAAGAGAGCUGGGCAUGUAACACUGCCAUGUAAGGGUAUGUGGGAGGAAGCCAAAAGACUAAUAAGUUUCAUGCAGAUAUUAAAAUGUGCUUGUGUCUAUAAAAGAAGCGGAGGACGGUGUGGAAGUGUUUGUAUGAUACUAUUUGGAAAUGAUACUUCAUAGCAUGAAGAGAAAACUCUUAAGCCAAUUGGACUCAAUUUUAGAGGUUUUAGUCCAAAAAUACCAUAUGUUGGUUGUAGAGCUGUCUGUGAGCGAAGAUGUUCAUCUCAAAUCACAGAUACUUGUUAUGCAUUGGUUUUACCUACCAGCUAUAUAACUGAAAUACUAUCUACACUUUUGUACACUUUUUGUAGUUGAUCAUGUGCUGUGUGUCAGACAAGUAAGAAGCCCAGUUAUCCAUUCAAGAUGCUUCUGUUCAUCAUUUAUAGCUCAUUAGUUGGAUAAUUUCACGUUACAGUCAGCUCAUGUCAACAUUUUUUUUUAAUCAAGUUUGCAGCAUUGGAUUUUAUGUGAUAUGUUGUGUCCUGCAGCCGCUUGCAGCUAGUCCCUCCUUUCCAUAAUGCUAGAGUGUUUGACUACUUGUAUGUAAAUGUGCACAAAUGACAAAGUGGUAUCUUGUAGGACAGUGUGGACUGUUUUUUUUUUUUUUUUUUUAGCUUUGAAGGGGUCAGUUAGUGGUUGGUUAUCAAAUUGAACUUCACAUAGUCAGACUAAAAUACCUAGAUAACGCAGAUGGGGAUCAAUUUUCUUUCCCACAAUGGCGGCUCAGUCAGACUGAAACUGGCCCAAGCAUAUUCUGCUUGCUCCAGUCUUCAAACGCCAGACGUUGAGCUUGAAGUUGAAUAACAUGGAUGCUUUGCUAGGAAGCUAGGUAGCAAACAGAACCUCGACAGAAGAUAAAAAGACGUAAAAAGGUAGAAACUUUCCUGUAAAAGUUAGUGUUUUUAUUGUUCGACUUACAUCCGUUUAGCCUGUCCGUUUUUCCAACUGUUUCAACAUUAACCUAGAGACGAUGCACUGUGGUAGCAUGCAGCCACUUACCGUAGCAGAGGUAGACGCAUUUCUGCCAACAAUUGGAUUCAUGCCCAGUACUUGUAAACUUGGACAUAGUUAGCAGUCAAGUUAAAUCCCCCACUUGAUCCACACAUGUAUCUCUAACUGUACUGAGUCCAUGUACGAACAGCAGAUCAAGUCAUUUCAGGGCAUGAUGCUUGCCAUUAAGGCUAACUCCACUGUGUGCAAACAAAGACAGUUGGUCUGGUCUCUUUUGGUCCAGAUGUUUUUUGGCUUUUUCCAUUGAGUUUGAGGAUGUGGCUGAUGUUGUUGACAGCCAUUUGUCUUUGGGGACUCAAGCUAUUAGGAAUCAACGUUUACCUCAAUGUUUGUCGAACUUUCUCUGCCAAAACAGAAAGUUUAGUCUUUGUCUUGUGCAAGUCCCAAAAGAAGGCUUUGUGUCUGCUAUGAGGUCUUCAUGUGUGCAAUUUGACCACUACAUUUGCAUGACAUUUAAAUCUUGUCCCACUUGUGGAUCAUCUUACUGGGUGCUAAGUAAAUGUCGACCAGAUUAAAAAAAAAGGUGGUUGGAGUGCUUGAAUUCUUAAUUUCAUGUGAAACCAUGUGUAUCAGUUUGAAAUACUAUCAGAGGCCUCAGUUUGGUGGAGGUAAAUGAAGCAUUUGGCCUCAUAUAUAAACAAUGUAGCAGAUAAUUGUUGGGUGAAAGUGUUUUGGUUGUGGUGGGAGGUUGUUGAAAUGAUCUCUUUGAACAGAUGUUCCGUUACAGUGACUAGUGUGCAGACCAUUCCCACAUGCAGAACCCAUUUCUCUGGCUGUCUCACCAUGUAAUUUGUCUUUUGACAACGUGCAGCGAAGUGACAUAACACCAGAGUAAUCAGGGAUACUUUGUCUAGAAGGGGAAACACAAAGGCAUGCCUCAGAUUCCUUUUCUAAGCUCCUGGAAGUAAAACAGAAAAUGUUAACUCAAUAAUAGGAGCCAAAGCAUUGUUAAUUCAUCAGGACUUUGUUUUUGAACCUCUCUCCGGACCAAGGUUUCCAACUGUUACCCAAGGCAUGAGCUGUUGACACGCCAGUUAGGCUUCUAUUCUCAAAUUUGGUUUUUAUAGUCCAUGUCUGCAGCUGCCCCUCGGCUUCAAACACAGAGAAUCAGGCUGUUGUUGGGGUGAGGGUUUAUCUUUGCUGCUGGGCACUUUCCACCGCUGGAACGGAAAAUGAGAUAACCAUUUGUUAUUUGAGUCUUAACGUUCAUGUUUGAAAACACUGAUUACAAUAGGUAAUAAAAGGAUUUGCCAAAGUUUGUUCUUUUAGGACUUUUCAUGGACAACAGAAACAUGUAUGAUAUGCAUUUGUUUUGUAUCAUGCAGUUAAUGAGUUGAACUCUCAUUACUAAAUACAGACCUGGAGGACUAAUCCCCGUGCAUCAUAAUGUUUAACAUCUGUAUCUGGUUGCUUGAGUGUCUGAUGGACUAUGUCUUCAUUAGAACUGCAUCCUUUCCACAGAGCAGAUCCCCUCGUACAUCUGGAUCCUUGAGCUGAUGAGAAGUGCAGUUGUGUGUUUUCUGCAACUUUUCCAGGCAAGGGCAAAGUUUGUUUAAUUUGCUUGGCAAGGACGGACCUGUGUCCAGACGAAGUACGAAGCGUUUUUCUAUAUGUUGCAACCCCAUUUCUGCAGUUCUCUGAUUGUGACUGACAGGCUUUUCCUCAGGCUGUGUACAGGACUGAUGUUGCAGUACAGAGUUUGUUUGAAAAUCAUGCACAUAUGCAGAAGUAAGGCUCUUGUUAGUCAUGUAAGUCAUUAGAUACAGCAGUAUACAAACAUUUUGUCCGUUUCUUGCCAGUUCAGAUUUGGAAAUUCAGAUCAGUUUGUGGAAAUAUCUGACGGAGAAACUCAUCAAACAUGUGGCAUGUUAUUCUAUCAAUCAAAGUGCCAUGAAGUUAAAAAAAAACAGCACAAGACAUACACUGUUGUUAAUUUCCCAUUAGCCAGUGUAAUUUGAAAAUUAGGCAGAUCAGUCAACCAUGAGGGAUUGUGCAGUCUAAUCUUUAUUUAACAUCAAGUCCUAUAUAGUCCAUUACAUUUGCUGAAUAACAGAAAAAAGUUUAAUGAAGAACAUCUGGAGUAUCACGUCUCGCUCGCGUGUUCCGUGUGUGGCCUUGCCCGAGGCUAUCGAUAGACUCACACUAUUUGCAGAGAAGAUUUUCAAUGCCGAUAAACUGUACAUGUUCAGCUUAUAUGCUUAUAUAAUGUUAUGACUUUCAGAGCGAGAGAGAAAAAAAAUCUUGCUGCAUAAAUGAAGCUGUUAUUGUCCUGAACCAUUUUGGGGCAGUAAAAUCUUGAACUAACUGCCUGAGCGAUUGCAGCACAAAAAAAAAAAAAGACCUUCGUGAGAAAAAGCUCAUUAGGGUUACUGAGCAUCACGGCACACAAAGGCACAUCUGCCUCGUGUUUGGAUCUUUGUCUUUACUUUCCAAUGCCAUGAAUAUCAUCACUCACUUUUUCCAACAGGAAGCCGCUCGCAGAUAAAAGCCCACUGUCUUUCCAGCAACGGAAUAAUUUUAGAAACAAACAGCUGCUUUUUGAACCAAGAAUAGUUGCGCUUCUCCAUUGAUCUGUGCUGUUUGUCAGCUAUUUUAAAUUUGACAUUUUACUGUUUGUGAUUCCAGCUCAAAGUCAGACUGACAACUCUCUUUUAAUAGCUGUCAGAUACAGUGCCACGGAAUAAUCCUUCCUGCUUGCAAUGUGAAGUGUCUUUGUGCUUGAAAGUCUCAUUGGUGACCCUGAAGUUGGACAAAUUUAUGCUGCUCAAGUCAUACAUUUUAAGACAUGAAUAAUGACAGUGUAACAUACUGUGAGUAGUUUGAAACAGACUUCAUUUGAUACUAAUACAUCUGUAUAGCUUUCAAAAUCAGAUUCACUACAAAAAAAGGACAGACUGUUUCUUUAAAUUAAGGGAUUUAAUCAACUCCAACAAAAGGUCUUAGUUUACAUUUUACCCAUAAAGAUUUAUGGUGAGUGGUUAGUGAGAGAUUUAAAGGGGAAGAUGAUAACUAAAUAUUUUUAUUGAAUGAGUGAUGGAAGAAAAUAUCUCUAUGAUUGUCAUUAACAGCACCUGAGAUGCUUUUUGACAUCUUAUACAAAGAGAUCAACAGCUUGAGCUGUGCCCUUAAACCUCUGACUCCGAUCAGGAGAAUUAGCAGCCAGUGACCAGAGUUGGUAUAACAUAUAGAAAGGUACUCUAUGUUUUCUAUGUAAGGGAAGACAUGCAGCAAAAGGUCAGGGCCAGGGGCUGAACCAGUGAACCCUGUAAUGAGGACUCUAGCAUCAGUUCACUGGGUGUGUGCUUGAACCAUGAAGCCUUACCAGCAUCCCCAGGAGAUUAGCUAUGCUUUGUCUCAACAAUGAUCGUAUCAUCAUGGUAGCUAUUUAAUUACAGCUUACUCAAGUGUUUUUUAACAUUGUUUGAUAUUGUAAAUGCACAUCGCAUCAUCAUCUGCAAAUUGAGAGAGUCUGGCGCUCUUCAAAUGAAGACUCUUUAAAUGUUUCCCCAAAUCCAUCAAACUCUUGCCCGUAAACCAACAAAGACAAUAAAAAGUGCUGCAUCACUAAGGUUUUUUUUUUUUUCUCCUUGUGCAGACAUGUUGUCUUUAGCAGGUCAGUGAAGUAGGACAGUCUCUCCAAAAAGAGGUCGACAGGGGGAUAAAUUUGGUGCACCUCCAUUUUAACGUUUAAUUGAAGUCAUUAUGUGCACUUCACUGUGCUUGUCAUGCUUUGUUUGUCUUUAUCCUGCCGUCAUCCUUUCGAGGUGAUGCGUCCCAAACAGCUGUAAUUUGUACCACUGCUCAGUUUAGAGUUUGCGUGAAAUUGUGAAUGUUACUCAUAGGGAGAAAGAGAGAGAGAGAGAGUGAAAGAGAGUGAGGGGGGCAUCUUGGACAGCCCCUGGUUAACCCUCAUUCACCCCUCUCUCUCUUUCCCUCUGGCCUGGAUGAGUCUUCUCCUAAACAUGUGUGCAGCUGUCAGCUGGCAAGUGUGUUUGUGAGUGUGUGCUGUGUGUGCGCGAGUAUGUGCAGUUCAACAACGAUCAUUUUUCAUAUUGUAAUAAGUUUUUUGGGGGGAAGAGGGACAAAAUGUUUUAUAUAACAGUAGAAUAAACAAACACAAUUACACUUUGUCCCUCAGUCUUACAAAGAAAAGAAAAAUACUGAGGAUGUAAAAGGUGAUGACAGGUUUGCACUUCUGAAAAGUACUGCAGCAGAUUAAACUACGAUGUUUAAAACGAGUAAUUUUUCAUCUCAAAAUAUUUGUGGUGUUUUUGUUUACCGGCUGCCUUUAAUUGCAAGGUUGUGGUUACAGAUUCUCCUCAUGAGUUGUGGGAUGUUUGCUGAAUAUCGCUUCAGGUGUUUUUAUAGCUGCAGAACCAGAGUGGUUUUCAGCCUGUUUAGUAGUCAAACCCGGAGUUAAUAAUGUCUCUGGUGACAACAUCUGGUGGUCACAUGAGAGAGCUGUUAGUGUAGUCUGUAGAGAUGAUGAUGAUGAUUGACUCCUCUGCUUUCUCUCCAGCUUUCUUUGUCUCGCUUUGUCCCAAUACAACCUCACACACUCACAAACAAACUGUGCAAACCAGGUGACAAUUACAUUUCCUGUCUGAAGGGGUUAAUAACACCGAGUUUUUCUUCUUCUCCUUCUCUUUUCAGUUGCGGCUCCAAAGUUAAAACCGAUGAAGAAUCCAAUAAUAGUGGACGAAGGGAGCAAGCUCAUAGUGAAGUGCGAGGCCACAGGGAACCCCACCUACACGUGGUUCAAAGAUGGCAACGAGCUGAAGAAAAGCAAAAAAGUCAAAAUAAGAAACAGCCAGUGAGUAUAAGUCACCCACGUCCUGUAAACCUGAAGCAUGAGAAGUGUAAGAUGAAAAGAGAGUGAGGCACUCUAAAGUCAAUCCAAGGUGGUGAUAAUCAGCAGACUGUGCUGCUGCGGCUUUUCAGGAAAGUGCAGUUUAGAAAAAUCACUAUCAAAAAUCUGACGUCAAAUAAAAUCACUCAUUUUAUUUCUCAGAUUAUGAUUUAUUCCUAUUCUGAAAUUUAUUGUUUGGACUUCUGUUAGGUAAAAUACAUUCAUCCUCUGCCCUAAUGCUUACAGUUACAUUUAGAGGCAGUAAAUCUCAUACACUGAAGUUUUGGCUCUUCUUAGCUAGUUUAACCGGACAUCAAUGCUUCUGGUUUUGAGUUAUAGCUCAGUUUACGCCACUGUUGCUCUUAACUUAAGUGUAUUAAAAACAGAAUACAUAGUUUAACUCCAUUCUUCAAACUUGUACUUUAUCUUUCCAUUUAAACUUCAAUCUAUCUGCUUAGUUGUUCUUGUUCAUUAGACUUUACGCUGUGAAAAAAGACCCCACACAUGCAGUAUAAUAGUGGAUAUUAAUGAUAUUUAUGUUCUAAAAGUAAUAAGUGAACCUGUUUGAACUCUAUUAGUUACAUUGGCUAAUAUGACAGAAUUAAAGCAACUGACCUAAGAGAGGAUUUAAUCAAUGUUGGUUGUUGGGUAAUUUGAGGAGAAAAGUAGACAUUGUAAUAGUAAAACCUACUGAUGUAAGGAUAUUGGCACAAGGUGGGGCUUUAAGAUUAAGACCAUAAUGCAACAGCAUGUUUAGUAGCUGUUACUAUUGAUCCUGUGCUUUCAUUUUAGUUAGCAGUUUUCCCCCUGAAAUUUGGCCCAGGGCAAGAAUGAUUUUGUGUCCGUAUGAAAGCGCUGAGCUUGUUGCCAGGCUGCUUGGUGCUGCUCGCCCCGUUGUCUGCCUCUGUCCCCCAUGUUUCCACUUGUUGCGUUUCCAUGCUAUUUCCUCCCUGCCCUCAUUCCCCUGACUCAGCUGUGCAAGUGUUGUCUCCCACAGGAAAAACUCCAGAGUCCAGAUCAACAGAGCAAAACUGGAGGAUUCUGGGAAUUAUACAUGUGUAGUGGAGAACCGGCUGGGAAGAGACAACUCCACCGGCACUGUAAACGUCCAAAGCUGUAAGUACUGACCCUUGAGCAACCAGUGAAGUCGCUCAUAAAUGCACAUUGGGGGGGAUGGUCUUUUGCCAAAAGGGAGAUCAGAAAGGAGUUGUCUCAAACAUGCAUGUAACUAUGGUAACAUGCAUGAAGAACAACUGUCCACACAUGUGGAUAUAGCCUAUGAAUCAAUGGCCCAGUACAUUGUAGAAAGGAAUUUAAAUGGAUGGUGUAAUCUCUCUGCGCCCAUUCACUUUGUUUUGUUAGCGAUGUGAAAUCCCAUAAAACGAAACUCUGCAUUUCCUUUGACCGCCACUUUAGAGCGUAAAAUGUACGGCAUAGCUUGACAGAAUAUAAAAGUUGUGGGGGGAAAAAAAAAGCGUCUUCAGAGUGUGAUAGCAUCUAAGAGGCCUGUUCGGUAGUGGUGUGCGAGCGUUGCUGAGUUUUUGCAAAGUACUGUAGCAGAUGAAAGAGUUUUGAUAGCAGCUGCUUCCAUUUGUUGGGGUGGUGAGUUUGUGUUUGUUCUUAAAGCAGUGCGGGUAUUGAGUGUGUGGCUGCUGUGGGUAGCUUGUUGUCUGACUGAGUGGAUGGAGCCAGUAUAAAGUAUAAGGAGCUCAUAAAGCAGAUAUAAUCCAAGCGCUUCUGUGCAGACGAAGAAAAGACUUGAUUUUAUCUGAUUGCAGACUAUCGGGGAGAGACAUGGCAGGUUUUCUCACACACAUGAGUCAGGAAACUGUUUGAUAUGUGUGACAUCACUGGGUUCACUCGGAUGCUUAUCUCAAAAUUGCUGGAUGAUGUCUCCAUUAAAAAAUAGAAGCCAAAGAGGAAGUAUGAUGCGGUGAAUCACCAGCGCAGACUAAUUUUUGUUAAGGUGUCUGAUGAUGGCAAGAUUUCUAGAUUUGCCCACUUACUCUCUUUGAGAAUUGGUGUUGAGGGCCCAGAAGGGUGCCUUGUGGUACUCCAAAGAGGAAAUCCCGUCGCUUACGUGCUGACACUGACAUCGAUAGGUCUAACCGUCAUCCUACGUUGUUAUAAGAAGUAAAUUUAUCAGGGAAAUCGGAGUGACUGUAGUUUAGCCAUCAAUCAGUGUCCUUGUAUUCACUUGGAGGCAAAAUAAUCUCUCCCCCUUUCCCUCUCUUUAUAUUCGUCAAGGCCACCUUUCAGUGCCAUUGUUUACCGUUAGCAGACUUAAGCUGAGCUGCAUUAUUAGAGUCGCAGCUCUUUUCAGAUAAAGAAAGGGCCAUUGUGCUUGAAAACACAGAGAUUCUUAGCAGUUCCAACAUGCAAGUUUGAUCUCCGGCAAACAAUAGCGCAGAAAAGAAGUCAUCCAUCUUGUAUUUAAAUGGGGCCUCACACUGCCUCUUUUUUACUCCCUGACAUCUAAAAAGCCUCAGCAGAGUUUUAUGGCUAGAUCAUGUGACUUAUACUGUAUGCUUGUUAUGACACUUGGCUUUAUUCCCAUGCAGUGAUAUAUAUCUUUUCACCCAUGAGCAUGCAAUAUUUAAAGGGUCAGUGACGCAAGAACCCGACCCCAGACAUGAGGCACUAACAUUUAUGAAAAAUUAAUCCCUUUAACAGUAAUUACAGAGUAACGAUCAUGUUAAUGGCACUUACGUAAAAUGGGCUGAAUCAUGCUCAGCACCCUGCAAAGGUCGGGGAAUCCCUGGUGGUAGCACCUGUUUGUGUUGAAUGAAGGCUUAUGAACAUGUGACUGGAGGUCCAUGAAACUCUAUAUGAUGAUCUUUGCAGACAACAGAGCUUGUAAUGCAACAAAAUCAAAGGAAGGAUUAUUUUACAAAGCAGUGUACAGUACAGUACGGUAGCCACAAUGGAUGGAACAUGACAAAGCAAUGAUAUGGCAGAUGUUGUUUUCAUUUACAGAACACACAGUUAAAUCAUCUAAUCCCUAUGGUGAACAAUGUGUGAUGAACUGUAUGUGUGUGGAUUUGUGUCCAUUACAUGGAAUACCAUUCACAUUUUUUUUUCUUUACUCUGUUGCACGGCCGUCUGUCAGCACCGACAUCUCCUCAGUUCACUCCUAGAUACUCAAACAAUGGCAUCACUGUGCAUCCUAUCGUGCACCAUGAUCAUCAGAUGUCUGUCUGCGUGUGUUUUUGGUUUUUUGUGCGAAUGUGUUUGUUCACCGUUCAAUAAAAAAGUCCCAUUGUGUUACGAGAGCACGCCUAGUUCCGUCAUGCUUCAGGGGAGAAGGCAAGACAGGGCGAAUCAGAGGUGGCAUGUCCAGAGACAGGAUGAGAAGGUGGAGGAGGAGGGAUUCACUCAAAACUACAUACGUCAACAAAAGGAAAUGCCGGCAAACAGUACAUGGUGCCAUCAUUAUCAUGUGCUGUUGAAAUCAGCUUUCAUUGAGAGUAAAAGACACAUUGUGUUCAUAGCACUAAUGGGGGGUUCCUCCAUCCUGGGAACAGGCUCCAUUUAAAGCGUCAGUUUGAUCCAAAUGUGCUUGAUUCCUCAUUUAACCAAGACCAAGAGCUGCUUUUUCUCCUAAGGUCAGGAGAAGAAUUCUGUUGUGUUAGAGGGCUGCAGUGAAGUAAGCCUGCCUGCCUGCCUGCCUGCCUGCCUGCUGCAGUAUGUUGCCAAAGCAGCAUGUAGCCGCAGUAUUAUCUGUGUAUGUGUGUGUGGCUUCUAGGGAGAGAGAGCAAGAGGAGGGGUGCAGAUGUAGAUGGACAGAGGGAGCAAAAAGAAGAAGAAGGAGAAGAGAGCGUGAAUAAAGGAGGGGGGGGAUGCAAAAUGAGGGGAAUGCAUGACAGGAAGCAGACAAAGACAUAAUGGGGGAGAGAAAGAGAGAGAGAGACGGGGAUAUAGAUAGAGGAAAAAGAGAGAUAGACAGUGAAGGAGAGGGAGAAAAGUAUGAAGACGAGGAAGACAAGAGCCCGCUGUGUUGCAGAGGAGACUUUCACACCCAUUUUGGAUGCAGUUAGCGCUUGCUAGCUUUGUCCAAGAGCCACCUUCUCACUGUAUCUACAUGCAGGUGCUAAACUGAGCAUGUCCUUUUACACCUGUGUUGUAGCAGACACACAGCUAGCAUGCUAACGCAGCCUGAACCUGCAUUGUCAACAGAGGAAAAAAAAUGCAAUCAUUAGGAGUGUAAUCUGUCGUGGUUUCAGACAGCGAGGCUAGCAAAUUUUUGAUGAGAAAUUUGAACACGGGAGCGUCAUUUUAGCCAUCACAGUGAGACAGAGGACGUAGCACAUGGCUGUGCCUGCCUGCCGUCUGCUGUGGUAGAGGCAGACUUUGGGAAACCAUCACUCAGCUCCACCACAUGGUGAACACAAGCCACCACAAGCACAGCAGCACACAUGCUCUCCUAGCACACAGUUUCUUCUGAGGAUGCGAUUUGCUCUUGAUUAAUCAUAUUUUUGUUGUGAUUUACUUGCUCGUGUUUCUCUUUAGUUAGAGUUGUUGGUCUUUCUGCAUUUUUUUUAAUUUUUGGCUAAAGGUAGAAACUUCCAAACACUAGCUUCCCACUGUUAUUUCACCUGUAUCAAACACAUAAGAUCAUAUAUAUCAGCAAGUUUGAACAUAGGUGCUUUGAGCUGAUUUGCAUAGCAUCAAUUACACAAGGAGUGGCUGACACAUAGCCCUGAGGUAUAAUGAUUUAUGUGCUGCUUAAACGUUCCUUAAAUAAAAAGUGAAAGUUCACUUUAACAUAUGGUGAGUGUAGGAAAGGAGGGAUCACUGCCAUUUGCCAUAAAGAGCAAAAAGAGUGUAACCCUUAUUAUAAAUACCACUUAUAACAGCAGGUCAUUACUCAGCCUAGUCGACCCAUAUCAAUAUUUGUGUUGCAAGACAAAUGCGACACCCCUAUAACUCUGAAACGUGGUGUGCAAGUUGCCCUGGGCGGUAAAAAAUAACCAGCGAAACUCAACUCAAAGUGAAUCCCUCAUGCAUUUUAAAGCACGCAGUACACUGUGGCCUCAUGCCAGCCUUGCAGUUUGCCAAUAACAGUGAAGGAUUGGCCCUGUGUGUGUGUAUGUGUGUGUGUGUGUGUGUGUGUGUGUGUGUGUGUGUGUGUGUGUGUGUGUGUGUGUGUGUGUGUGUGUGUGUGUGUGUAUGUGUGUGUAUUUGUGUGUGUGGAUUUUACUCAUGUCUCUUUGUUUGACCAGCGGAAGAGAAACGCACGCUGUCAGCCCAUCGAGUGCCAGUUUACUGUAUAAUUAUUCAGCACAGAUGGUUGAAGGUUCUGCUGAGUUGAAUGUUUAAGUUGCUUGCUAUCAAUGUUUCAGCUUUAAGACUCAUUCAAUUCUCUCUUCCUUCUCUCUCUGGCUGCUCUUGGAGGUUCGAAACCUGUGAUCAAUCAGUGGAGAAAUUUUCAUUCCUAAAUCCACAAAGACUUUUUCUGCGUGUUUUAUUGUUUGUGUUUUGCCAGUUUCAGUAUCGUGACAGAAUGAAUAACAGGAUUCAGUGUGUGUGUGUGUGUGCGUGUGUGUGUUGGUGGUCUGGAAUAUCAAAUGUCCUCUUCUCUGUAACAAUCCCUGCCUCGUCCAAAGUGGUGUUUUCAGUCUUAUGCACCCCUCCCCAUCAGUGUAGACGAGCAGGGACCAUUUGUUGUCCAUUUGGUCUGACCUCUCCCCUGUAAUCAGUCUGGCAUGGUAAGACCUGCUGGCCUUCUGCAGAGCGGUGUAGUAUAUCAUCCACUGUUUUCUAUAAGACCAGUGUAAAGGAGCAACACCAGUCAAAGUUUGCUGGGCUCCACGUGGCUUCAGAUUAAGGCCUCCCAUUAUCCUGCAGGCUGCUGUGUUGUGAUAAGCACUGGCGAGGCAGCCAUGUGUCUGCAGGCUGCAGGUCACAUCCUCGGGGGGUGCUGCGUGGUGCUCCGCUGAGAGAGUGUGUGAGCGUCCAGGAAUGUGUUGAUGGAAAUCACAGCUGAACAUAUGAUUGCUCCAACCUCAGCAGUCAUGCUGGGGCCCACCAGCAACAAUUUCGCGCAUGCAUGCACGCAGGCAGGCAGGCCCACACACACACAUACACGCGCACACAUGUGCACAGACCUUGACAUGUUUUCACUCUCUGUCCUGAAGUCAGAGUCCCAAAUCUGUCACAAAACUAAAGCUUAACUAACUCAAAGUGACCCCAUAACUUUUACAAUUGAGUGGCCAAAAUAACAGCUUAGUUGUCCACCAUUAGCAUGAACAUGUGUGCACUAAUAGAGAUACAGACUUUGUCAUGGGUGACUUCAUCACCGUGUAUGAAUCUUUCCAAAUAGCUGACCUGACACAACUUGUACGUAUAUCCGACAACAGACUCCAGACAACUGCAGACACUGAAUUCACUGUUUCAUGAGUUAAACACAAAUGUGGCACAAGUAGAUUUAGCCUUUACUGGAGUAUGAAUGUGAAGGAAAAAAAUUAAAAUACAAACUCAACUUUCUUACUUAAUAAAUAAAAUGAUAUAAGCUCUAAAAUGUAUUUACGGUGUAAAAGUAAAGACUUAUUCUUUGAGUUACAGUUCCUAAUCUGCUGUGUAUGUUCAAAGCGAAGUCAGUCUGCAUUAUAAUUGGGAGGCUGUUAAACUUAAAUAAGUUGAACUUCAAAUGAAUUGCUAUAUUAGAAUGAAUUAAAUUGACUUUGAUCUGAUGUUUUAAUAAUUUUGGAGAGGAAAUCUCUUGGUCGUCAGCCCUGAAGUCUGCUUUACUUAUCAUCAUGUAGCUGAAAGUUCUCCCCUCCCUGUUUCUCUAUUGUUUUUACUAGACCCCAUUUCUCCACACAGUCAUCUUUUACUCUCAUCUGGUUCACCUCGGUACCCUCAUAGUCAUUUCUGACAUGUUACAAGUACUGUAGUAUUUUCUUUGUGUUAAUGUCCUUUCUAUUCAGGUUAAAAUCAAAAUCAAUCAGAUUCAAUUCAAAGCAGGAUAUUUAAGCCCCUUUUAUGCCACAUCAGAAUACUUUAUUUAUCCCGCGGGGAAAUGUGUGACUCAUAGGCGGUCUGGUGGGGCAAAUUUGCCCCGCCCCUGAUCUGCCAUCAGAGGUAGCAACACAAGCGUAAACAGGGGGGAGACGGUAGUUAUAUAUUUAUAUAUAUAAAGCGUCCAAGCAAGCGUGGUGAAACAGUGCUGCAUGAAGUUGUGUUUGUUCAACACUCACCUUGUGUUUACAUGCCCAUGUGCUUCUACAUCUAUGUAAUACCAUCUGAAAUCGAACAUUGUGACACGUGUAUUACACUUUAGUGGAUUCAAUGUGUAGGAGAUGAUGGCAGAACCUGGUUACAGUGCUGUUGAGAACUCGCAGUGUGUUAGCAGCUUUUUACUCUUCUGUCUGGUUCAUCUUGAAACUCUUUAAAUGAAUCCUCUUGUCCAAAAGUAGCAUCUUUUCUACUUGUUUCUGUGCCAUCUAUUUACGUUCAAAUCAUUCCUCAUGUUGGCAAGGACGUGUACAGUCUUGCAAAAGAGUUCAAUCUUCCUCGGAUGGAUUGAAGCAAAAGUAAAAAGAAGGAGGAGUCCAAGGAGUACAAAGAUCUAUGGAUAAAGAAAGGAGUGAUGAACUGAUGACUUCUUUCAACAGCUGAUGCCAUUGCCAAACAUUUGAGAGUAGGUCAGUCAACGCACAUUUCAGUCAGGCAUACAACACGCUAUGUUAAAAGAAUAUGACUAAUAUAUAUGCUAGAAAAAAACUGAACUGCAUUAUUCUAUUUGUUAGAAUUUCUAUAAAAACACUGUCCGGUAUCUGUUUUAGAUGGGAUUAAGGUGUUAUCAUUAAUAUUGCUAGACAUCGGUGAGGCUGCCUGCAGUGUCUGCAGACAUUAGUUGUUUAUCUUUUUAAAAAAUAAGCCAGGCAUCAACCGGUUGUUUCAAAAUCCCAAUUAAUGGCCUGAUUAAUGCGCCCAACCAAGAUUGGUCCAUUUCUAGUCGAUGGAUGGAUAUUUGUGAAGGAUUUAAUAGGUUUAAGGACAAAAAGUCAGAGAGAGUUUCCUAUUUACUUCUGUACUUUCCCAAGUACAGUAACUAUUCGUCGACUCUUUGUUAGGUCUGAAACACAGCAUUGAUAUUUGAUCUGCACAGUUUCUUUCAUAGUGGUUUGUUGAAGAGUACUUAUCAGACUAAAAGAAUAGUUCUGAUUGGCAGAGAUUCAAGACCAGAGUGAUAUCCCCUAAAGCCUGCCAAAGAAGACCAAAAACAGAGGAACAUCUGAAAAUGAUAAGGAACCAGAACAUUUUGCACUUUAAUAAGCUAUAAACACAUCUGUUGGUCAGCAAACAUUUCAUAAAGUUGUGUUGCACAAACUGUAUAUGCCUUCAGAGGAAAAAGCCAUAACUUUUUUACAAGUUCAUAUUGCGCUCAGUUCUUAUUGCAGAUGUGUCUAAAUCUUUUGUGGAAAAAAAAAGGUUAUUUUAUGAUAAUUCAAACCAGCGUGUUUCUGCUGUUGUUAUUUUUGUUAAGGGUUAGUGGAAAGUAGACUUUUUAGAGCUCUAAUUUUCAUCUGUCGGCGGAGCUCACAGACAGAUGAAACCAUGUGUGACGUUCCGGGUUUCAUAGAUGCCGAGGAAACUUGGGGGCACUUUUAAGAAAAAGAACCAGAUGUUGUUAUGAUGCACUUUGACUCAUGUUUGUACAGAGUGAUUCAGUGACCUUUCAGGGUCUUUUAGUUAACGUUACUGUUAAAAACAACAUGACCUUAAACAACUAGACAUACUCCAGACUAAAAACUCCCACAGCUUUCUCUGGGCUUUUCCAGUAAGUCAUCAUAUCUCCUCUGCAUAAGAGAAACAUUACAGUAAGUACUUCUUUGAACCUGAUAAACAACAACUUCCUUUCCUCGUUCUACGUCUCUGCCUCGUAAAAACAAAACCUACUCACUCGUACUACGCAAAUGACAACAUAAACUCUUCUCCGAUGACGCUCGAGGAUGUGAGUUGUGGUCCUGAAUGUGAGGUAUCUGCACAACAGUGAGCUCUAUUGAUUACUGUGGGUAAGAAACAGCGUUAGCAGCCAUGUCUGAAAGGAACCGACCUUCACAUCUGCUCAGUCUUCUGUAUUUACAGGCCACUGGAGGACUAUCUGUCAGGCUCUGUGGAUCAAGAACCAAGCAGUUAGUCAUGCCCACUUUUUCUUUCUCAGUCUUCUCAGUUCUUGGAUCUGGAUAGGUGAUCCUCAGAGGUGGCCGAUCAGAUUGCUCCAGAAUCCCAGUUUUUCUCGCGUGUUGGCAGGUUUGAGCACAAAAUCAGGUUUACAUUGAGAAGCUGAGGAAAAUAGAAGUUGUAAUCCUAUAGGCUCAUGGGACAUAAUUAAAUUGCUGUUGGCAUGGUCUCUUAUAAUUUUGAAAUAGUGCUGAAUGGUUGCCAUGUCAUGUACUCGAUGCAUGUAAUUGAACUGAAUUUUGCUUAUUGAGCUAUCAAUCAAUCCAUUUCUAUUUACCCUGGGCACAAUCAAAAGACAAACUUUUCUAAUGACACAAAAUAUUGGGUUUGUAACGCUUAAACAUUUGGCAACAGCGGCAUGACUGAUGCAAAAACUAGCGAUCAUCUUUCUCAACUUGAGAACCAAGAAAGUGAAACCGAGGGACGUGAAGAAAGAGAUGUGAAUAGGUAGAAACAUUGAAAACAGAAACUGACCGUUCCUAUGAUUUAUCAUCUCUGUGAACACAAUCAUACUUGUUCUGCUUUGUUGGGCACAGCUCAUGUGCAGCUGGGCACAGCCUAUGGAAAGUGAAAUGGGCCACUAAAUGGCGUCUUACGAAACUACUCCACGGAGGAUAUAAAGUAUGAAGGUCAGUGAAGUGUGGUUGUUGGCAUCUCCAAACAGUGAAAACAUCCACAGAAGCAGAGUGGACUUUAGUGCGUGUAUGGAGCAUAAAUGUUGCCCAGUUGAGCACAUGAGUGGUUAUGAAGUUUUGUUUUCUUUUUUUCCUUUUAGUGGAUUUUUUAACCAACUAUGUGCAUGCUGCCACCUACUGUACCUGGCAGGGCCCCUACACAAGUGUAAGUGGGCAGUAGAGUGGGAGCAGACCAGCAGGGGGAGAGGUAUGGUUUUAAUCAAUGUGAGAGCAGAUGAGAGCUGUGCAUCAGGAUGCCCUGCAAGUAAGUCAAACAGCCCAUGCACAAAUGAUAUCUUUCCAACCGCUCGCACAACGCUCACAUACCCACAAGAGCAAUUUUCAGCUGGUUGGCCUGGAGUUUAAAGAACUUUAUUGUACUAAUUCAGCACUUGUUUAGCUGGACUGCUUCAGCCUAAAUGUAAUGUGACGAUCAUGGACUGUUCUUUAUAACCUCACUAGCUAAUCUAAUCCAGUUUACUGCUGACCCCUCUUCUCAUGUCAGUGCGGGAGUCUCCUUUUUUACCGUCUUACCUAAAUAGAAGUUCAGCGUUGGCCUUGGGAUGUGUUGUCCUGCUGCAUUUGUUAACCAAAGUCAACAGCCUGAUAGUGUUUCUCACCGUUUUGUCUGUGCUGCUGUGUCCAUUGAUGUGGCGUGUGGCCUUUGGGUGAAAGUCAGAGGAACAGCACUGUUGUUAACAUGUUGACAUGAAAAGGUGUAGACCCUGAAUAUAAGACAACUUCAUUUUUGCAUCUUAUAUUUGGAGGUUAACAAUUUUCAAAACAUGAAAUCAAGAACAUUUGAGCUUAUUGAUUCUGCUAUUUCAUGUUGAUUAUCUAAUAGAACUGAACCACCAGCCAAAAAGUAUUAAAACUGAUGAAGAUUUCUGGUGGUCAGUUGUUUCCAAGAAUAGCUUGAGUGAUCUGAAGUUAAGCUAUUUUUUUAACGAGGCAAAAGAAAUGUCAUUUAUGUUGCAAAAUAAUUUCUUGCAAGGAAGGUACACAAUCUCCAUGACAACAUUAUUUUUGUUAAGAAAACAUAGUUCUCUCUCUCUCCCCACCAAAUGAUAUCUACAAGUAUCCAAUGAUCUCUAGAUCUCUAUCCCCUUGGAUUGGUUAGUGGGUAGAGAUAAAGAAGCAUCAGCGUUCAUGAGCAUCAUGUUGGUCAAAGCAAGCAAAAUUUUGGUAAUCAGUGUCUUUAAACAGAUGCUAAGUUUUAUUUUUCUUCGUAAGCACAUGGGUAUCUGAGGCCUCUCCACCAGCUACUAUUUAAGUUUCUCACUGAGCUAAAAACCAGUUUGUGUCCAUUAAUCUCCCACAGGAAAAACAGAAAAGCUAAGUUUUAAAUAUCUGUACAAACAGCAAAAUAAAAAACAGCAGUUUAAAUUUCACCCAAUUCAUUAUUCCCACAGUUCCUGGAAGCACGUCUCUCCUCUGAAACAAGAGUGUUUGUUAUUCAGCCCGACAUUACCGCGUCUUACCUCAUGACAGCUGCAGCGUGUCACAGAUCCCAGCCUGUUUUGAAGUUCACCCACAAUGAUGUUUAGUUUCCGAUGCACUCACAGAAUCGUCACCGCACCCACGCUGCCUGCAUGCGUGUAGUUUUUGUUUAUUGUUUACGGCCUUUUUUUUUUUUUUUUUUUUCUGUAUCAGUGGGCAGCAUCCGGUACAGCAGGAAAAUCCUGAGUUAAUGGAGGAGUUUAUGUGAGGAUGGGAUGAACACCCACACCAUCAUAAACUCACACAUUGGGCAUCCAUCAGGACAGGGCAUGUGAUGCUGCGAAUGGAUUCACACAUACAGAAUAGGAUGGAGGAGGACUUGAACCCUGUGUGCUUUGAAUAUCAUCCAAAGGAAUACUUGAUCAAAAGAGGGGAAAAUCAAGAUGAAUUUCAAGCACCCCUGUUCUUUAACAUAAACCUUAAGGAAGUUGCUCCACGCUUGGAAAGCCUGUUAGAAAAGAUACACCUCUAUGUUUUGACUGCUUUUUGGGCAUGUCAGUGAACAUAUUUUCACAAGCGUCCAUGCCUGUGCAUGCAUGUUUUCAUUGCACAUGCUAUAUUGACAUUUGGGUGCACUUCUAUGUUAGUUUACCUCAGAAAAUCCUAGAAGGCAAAACCCCUCAUAAACCCUUCUUUAAAACCCUAAGAGUAGAUCAUUUUUCAGAUGUAUUUAUGUGUUUUCUGACACCGCAAUCGGAGCGGAGUUUGCCGAGCUGUCCUUCAACUCUAACAAGUCACUUUGGAGGAAAAGUAAUGUAAGGUGGCUGACACAUAGGACAUAAAUCAGCUGCCUAAUAUGUGAGUAAUUCAUGGCUUUAUGACAGGGGUUAUGCGUGGCAUGAGUUAUCGGCUUUGACAUGCAUGUGCUAAUGUGCCAGAGAGGAGGCAGCUGUUGGACCUUAUUGUUACAGAAUUAGAUAAAAAAGUAAGAAAAGAUAGGAAACAGGAAGAAAAGGCGAAUGAUCAUACUUUGCUUUUCGCUCUUUUGCUUCACUUAAAUCCUGUGGAAGUGAUGCUUAAAGUGACGCCCUUGAUUGAAAAGUCGCAGAAAAAUUGCUGAAAUUGCAAAUGCACAUCACUCUUUUUUGGGGAUAUUGAGAGUAAUCUGGCUGCAUUGUGUGGGACAGUUAAGCCCUCAGUGUGAAUUAGUGAGGAUACUGUUGUGUGUGUGUGUGUGUGUGUGUGUGCGCGCGUGUGUGUGUGGACGGAAGCAGCUGUUACACGAGAAGCUGAGUGAUGUGAGCAGGAGGUGACAUGAUUUUUUUUUUUCAUUUUUGGGCUGUGUGCACGGCUUUGUUAACUCUUCCUGGGUCCAGGAAAAAAAAUAUGAGAUUUAAUUUAAUAGCAUACUAAAAGACACCCCCGCCCUCAUCCUCCUCAGCUGUCCUGGUGGUCUUUCCCCCCGGAUGAAGAUUGUGACCUCGACUGCGGGUGACGGUGCAAGAUUCUGGUUUGAAAUUAGCAAGCACUGCAGCAUUUGUUAAUGCUCUCUAAGAGGAGACUUUACAGCCUGAAAACGAAUCCUUGAGUCAUAAAUGCUCGCUUGUAGUGAGUCAGUAAUAAUUUGCAGUUGCUGCAAACAGGUCUGUAAGGAAGCUAUUGUUCAGUCACAUCAAACAGAAAGUCCCCAUCGGUCCUUUUUACUUUGCGUUUUUUGGAUUUGCCCUCAUGUGUUAUCGUGCUUUGUGAAGUUUUCUUUGAGCACGCGAGGAACAUAUACUUACCAUUCCUUUUCUCAAAGCUCAGGUUCGUGGUACUAUAGUUUGGCCUUCACAGCUGUCUUUCAUGCUAAACCUCCCAUUACUCCAUCACGCUGCUUCCUUUUGUUGCAGCUGUAUUCAUCACAUCAUGUCUGAGGAGGUGAGUAAGUUUUUCAGGAGUUACCAUGAGCCACCAUUUCCCUCGGAGUGUGUAGGUGUUAAGUGUGCAAGGGAAAAGGCCCCACUUUAAUCACAGAUACACUCACCAUGAACUCAUCCUUCGGUAUACAAAAAAAAGGACCGGCUGCCUUAACAAAAACAGCAGCCGCCCCAUUUCAGGACGUACAGCGGGCGUGUGUGUGGGUGGUGUGUGUGUAUACAAGCGAAGAAGGGCCGCAGCACGCACAUACAAGCAGACCGUGUGCUUUUCAGGCUUUCAGGGAACAGCAGAGGGGGAAACCUUUCCGUCCGAGCAGCUGGCCACUACUGUAGCUGUGAGCACAAGAGCCAAAUAUGGAGCGGUGGUAUAUGUCUGCUGUAUCUGGUACUCACUGCAGAGUCUGCCCUUCAUCAGGAACGAGGGCCAGCUGCUGAAGAUGAAGGGCAACGGGGAGAGACGUGGAGGCCUCUCGUUUUGUCCUUUUAAAGUGAUCGUGAUCUAGAAAAAACUUUUUAAAACUUAUAUAUGGUUUACAUUUUUGGCAGGGCAAGGUUAUUCAUAAAGUUUUGAGUUUGAGUACAAAUCUGUCAACCUUUAGACCUACUUAUGUGCUUGAAAUAUAGUCCUGAUAUGUCAUAGAAACAGAGAAGAUAGUGAACAUAAUGACUCUAAAAAAAAUAGAAAAUUCAACUUUCACAAAGAAUAAUAAAAAAGUGGAUCUAGGACACUAUUCAAUAUGGAUAAAAAAGUCAAGCCAACAUGUUUCAGCCACACAUGGCCUUUAUCAGGGUUAGGCUCUCAAAAUUUAUGAUCUGUCCAUUUUUUCCUACCAUGUGCUUUGAAACUACACGAUCUCCUUUGUUUAAGUUUGAAAGUAUCAAAAAGCACUGAAGUUUCUGAGAGACAGGAAUCUCCAGUUUUAUUUAUAACCCAAAGCUGCUGGCAUUGAAAGAAAGAGAGAGAGAGAGAAAGGGAGAGAGGGCCAGUAAAAUAGAGAGUGGCAGUUUAGUAAACAAAGCAGUAAAACUGAUAAAUGAGGGUUUUUUUUUCACGAUUGUUUCACAGCGUCGACACUCUUACAACUACGCAGGAGGCAGCUUGAUUUGGUCCCACUCCUUCAGAAUCAGAAUCAGUUUUGUUGGACAAGUAUGUGUUCACAUAGAGUCCAGUAAACUUUGCUCUCUAUGUACAUAUGUGUUGUUUUAAACAGAGUAUUAACAUUAAAUAUAAAAUGCCAAAUAACAGUAUGCAGAAGUACAUUUUGUCUGCUGUGUGUCUCUGCUCCACACUCCGUCACAGCAGCCACACCACUAACCCUCCACACUCACAGGUCCUCAAACACUGACCUUCUUUCAAACUCUCAUGUGUUUCAUAAAGAUGCACAGAUUAGAGAAUAAAGCACAGAAACUGCAAUGUCACACGGUCCCUAUGUGUUUUCUAUUUGUCACAAACCGCAGACUGUUGGCACCACGAACAGUAAUUGACACCAAAAGUUUCUCGCUCUGCUUUUUAUUAAAAUACCAUAUUUAUUAAAUUCUAGAGUUACAGUAUUUAAAUCAUUAGCUAGCUAAUUCCGGCUGGGUUAAAUUAUCUGCCCCGCACAGCUUGACUCCAGGGGACACUAGGGCUGGGCGAAAAUUUACAGCUACCGAGAUUUACGACAAUAACCGAUGUCAUUUUGCCCAUGUCAGUAUAUUCGGUUUCAAAAAAAUAAAUAAAUAAAAGUUGGGUUUUGGAUGUUUGUAGGUAGGCUAUGGUCUCAUGUUGACGCUAUCCUAUGUUGGAGAUGUGACUCCACCCCAUCCGGUCUGUAAGAAAGAGGGAAAGACAGGUGAGGAGAUGGAGGAUGGUUCAAAAGUUGUAGCAGCUGGAAUGGCAGCAGAAGUAGACAAAGUUAAUGAUCUAUUUAUCAUUAUCCAGGUGAACUGAUCAAUAUUUCGUAUAUCGUGAUGCUGAUGACGCUAGGGGACACUAUGUUAGUGUUAUUUUAUUCUCUGUCCUAUCAAAGCCGAUAAAAGUAAAGUUUCAGACCUGACUUGCGCCAGUAUUGACACAGCCCCUCUUCACCAAAGGGGAGACUAUAGCCUGUUAUGCGCUCAAACCUCUCUGGAUUUAUCUAUGAGGUAAUUCCAACUCUUUUGCAGCAGUAAUUUUACUUUUACACUUUGCAUUUGUCAAUUAUAUAAAUCAAUGCAAGUGUGCACAUUUAUAUGCAUGUAUUCAUAUGACCAACCCUUGUGCAUGUGGCAGAACUUUGCAACAAAACUCAAACAAAACAUGCAAAAAAAGGAAAAUAUUAUUUUUCAUCUACAUUAAAAGAAAGUGAGUGACUCCAACAGAACUUAGUUACUGAGUUGACAAAAGCACAAAUUCUAGAGGAAUAAAAGAGUACAUUUUUUUAAAGCUUAUUUCUCCAUCUGGCCCUCCUCGGGUUCAAAUGUGUCACCUUCAAGUCACAAAUCUGCCUCACUAACUUUUACCACCAGUGUUGCUGUCUGUCAGGUUGUUUCAGACAAAAGAUGCCAUCAGGGUGGGUGGCUCUAAAGUGGAUUACCACAUGUCCUGGAAUAUGGGAUUUUUCCUUUUAAGAGACUGAUUAAAGGAUUUUGGACUUUGGCGUAUGAAUGAGAUUUAAUUCUGAGGAUGUGUUCUUGCAGGAGAAAAUUUACAGGCUCAUUGAAGUUUUUUUUUCUUUUUUUUUGCUAAAGGGUCCUCUUGAUCUUAGCAAUUAUAGUUGUCAUAUGAUUCAGGAUUUUAAAGAUUCAAACAGAUUUAAUAAACAAAACUUUCUCAAGUCAGAGUGUGAAAAUGAAAGCAACAGGCAUCCUCAGCUUCAAAACAAGGAAGCCGCUGCGGUGAGGAGAAAAAAAAAAAAAAAAAAAACGUCAUGCCAAGCCUCUUCUGAAAACACAGAGCAGGGAUCGGUCCUGUCUGGAAGCAUGCCGUGAAAAACACACACCAUGUGUCACUUUGUUGCCAACUGCACACAUUCUGGUGCCCGCCAGCGCCCACAGUGGCAACCAUUCGUGCACCCGCGCCAUACCCUGCCCUUCCUGAGCGCACUUUGCCUCUCUGCAGCGCAUGAGCAGCUGUUGUGCAAUCACACACUGGGCUGCUCUUUGAUUUCUCCUCAGCACUGAGUCGAUUGAGGCAGGCAAGACCAGGCAUAUCAGCUAUGUGACUGAAAAAUGGUAAUAGGAGACAAGAAUAUAAAAGAAGACACACUGGUUGUGGCUGUGGCAGUGUUUCUGAAGAGUGGGUGGUAGAUUAAUGCUCCUGGCAGGCUCCAUUUUGUUCAUUUCUAAACAUUCCUGUUUCAAUCUGAAGCUGUUUGAAUUGUGGAUAAUUUUCUAUUGAAAAAACGCCUUAAGUGCACCUUCAUUCAUAAUGGGCUCUUUGGUGCGUCCUGCCUACAGUAAAUAGUAAUUUAAUUCCUCCUUGGGUAUUUGACAUGAAAUCUCUUUUGCUUAUUUUAAACUCCAUAACACAGAUGCUGCAUGUUGCCACUGCUUGGGUGUGCCUAUACUCAUGUGUGGAAGUAGGUGCGUGCCUGUAUUGUGUUGGCUUUGGCAACCAGAAAUAUUUUCCAGCUAAAGAUCUCUUCAACAAAUCUUUCCUCAAUCCACCUCUUCCCUGCUUUGCUCCUGUAUCCAUCUUUUUUUUUAUAUCACUUGUUUGUUUUCUUUCUUUCGUUGCCGGUGCAUUUGUCCAUACUUGUGCUCUUAAAUCUGAUGAGAGAAAACAAGCAUUGUGUCUAAUUGAUAAAAAUCGGAUGACGAAGUAUAAAUCUUUCAGAGAAAGAAAAGCAAAUUCCUACAUGUAGCAGAUUCUCUUUGUAUGUGUCUGCAAACAAGCUUCAGACUUUGGUCUUUCUUCGUUGCUGCUGUAAUUUGUCUCCACUUUCUAUGUGCUAUAAUACCACCUUUCAAUACCUACAAUAGGAGAAGCUUUAAAAGAACAAAACCUCUUUUUUCAAGCAUGCAUCACCGCUGCACAUCCUCCAAACCACAUCAGACCCAGCUGUCAACAGCUUCCUAUUGUAGCAAAACCACACUUACCAAUUUGGCCUUUCUACUUUUCCUGCAAUCUGUUUAUCUUAUUUAUUCAUUCCAUCUAGAUUAGACACUCCUCUUUCACAACCACAGAGGGGAACAAAAUGCAGCUCGUACAAGUGAAGGAAGAAUGCAUGCAAUAUGAAUUGGCCCCCAGUAUCGAGAUAAAAGAUCAUGCACGGUCCCGGCUGUAACAGGAGACAUGUCCGACAUUCCCUGCCAGGAGAAAAAGAGAGGAAAGACGAGGGGAGCACGGGGGGAAGAGAGAGGUUUUUUUCUGGUACAUAAAAACCUACUUGUGGAAAAGCAUGUCUGGGUGGCAGAGCUAUUACAGAAACUGCUCUCUUUAUUUGUCUCCUGAAGGGUCUGUGCUCGACGGAUUUGUCAUUAAACCAUCCAGAUGAUUUUUAUGGCUUUUCACUUGAUUUUCCUCCUUGUUUGAAACCUGCUGAUUUACAUUUUCUGAUAAAAGACAAAAAAAAAUCGAGAUCUGGUAUUAAAGUGUGGUGCCACCUGUUGAUGAAACACUACCUAGCUAAUGCUUAAUUUAUUAGAUCCCAAUAAUAAUAAUAAUUUAAAAAAAAGAAAUAAACUAACAAUAGAACCCAGAAAACAUAGGAUGCUGUCAUAUAAGGGCUUCAUGUGAAUAAAGAGAUAAAAAAAACUGUAAAAACACAAAACGAAGGCAGGAAAUGAAUAAAAAACAAACGACAAACUAAAGUUGAUAAGAAACCUUCAGAUACCGUAUUUUUCACAUUAUAAGGCGCACUUAAAAUCCCUUUGGCUUGUCGGAGCACUGCAGCUACCGUAGCCUCGCGGAGUUAUUGAAUGAGUUGAAUUAAGUUUGAUUUAUCUGACUGUUUUGUUUGGCUUAAUGCGCUUUAUAAUCCGGUGAGCCUUAUAAUCUGGUGCGCCUUAUGUAUGAAAGUAGACACGAAUAGACACGUUCAUUGAUGGUGCGCCUUAUAGUGCCAAAAAUACGGUAUUUAGUAUUCUUAAAAUGUGAUGCCUGCUUCUUGGCACCAGAUUUACCACUCUGUAAAUUAAUGUGUAAGUUUGUUGACGUUAAUGCUAGUUAGCUGUUGUGUUAAAGCUGUAGUGCUGUAGCUUCAGUUAACGGCUGCUGUCACGAUGCUCUACAACCCAGAUGUAAACAAACACAGAUGACAAAUGGUAUCCCACAGUUGGGCAGUGUUUCGAUCUAGAAAAUGGAGGUAUAGCUCUGUGUUGGUUCUGUUUGGUUAGACUGGCAUAUCACCACUUGACCUGAUCACUAUGCAGCCAGCAUAGGCAUAUGGAUGUUAACCUACAAGGACUAAUGGUGGGUGGUCCUUUUCACAUUGUUAACCCCAAAUUUUGAUCAAUUUCGAUUGUUCUCUGAGUAUUUUGUUACCAUCAGACUUGUCGAUAAGUCUGAAAAUGAAUUGAACACCCUGUUUGUCAAACUAGUACCUUUCAAUUUUUUUUUUUUUUAUAGUUUUUUUUUUUUUUCUAGCUUGGUAUGUGCUACUUGAGAGUUUGUGAGAAUUCUGUGGUUAUCCAGGUCCUUAAGACAUUAUUUUUACAUUUGCAAGAUAAAUCAGGAUUUACAUGACAGAUGAGUUAAAGAUUGUAUCUUAACAUUAAACAUUAAUCUUUUUUUGGAAGUGCGUGUCCUUUUAUCCAUCUAGCUCCACUGCAGAGACGAGCUGUCAGAGAUGGACUGGGUCUGCACACUGUUCUUGUCACUGACAUCCUCCCAAAUCAGCGCCAUAAUUUAUACGUUUUUAUCCAGAUAACAUUGCUUUUAAGAGUGAAAACACAAAGCCAUAACAAAGUCCAGAUGGAAGCGAUCCACCACUUGGUUGAAUAACAGCCUUGGCUUCCUCCAAACACAGAAUCAGAUUCAUUCUUGAGAGUGUUUGGGAUGGCUUUCUAUUCAAUUGCACUGCAGAAGUGAAACAGAUUAAGCCAAGCUGAAGUAAAUUAUCAACAUUUGUCAUAAAUUAGGGGGACAUAUGUAUUACUCCGCACUCAAGACAAGCCAAUUGAAAGUGUAUAUGGUUACACAAUUCUGUGUUCACGGCUGGAUAAGGGUGAGGAUUCAGUGAGAAGGCUUUUUUUUCUGUUGCAUAUGCACAGGGUGCCUCAAGAGGAAAAAAAAACGGAGCAAUAGGGACCUCUCUUUUCAUUUUUACGAUUUUCCUAGAAUCCUUUGGAGAGCGUGGAAAGACAGGCAUGUUUAUGAAGGUUUCCAGAUGGUCCUGCUUGCACCCCCAGCUUUUCUUUUCAGUUCUCGGGCCAUGAAGGAUUAAUCAAAGUCACUGGCAAGGGCUGAUGGCUAAACACUGUGGCCCUCGCUAACCUGGAGGAAACCUCUCAGCUGCAAGAUUCAGAUUCAGCCCUUGGGCUAAGGGACCGUGGAAAGUUGAAACUUGGGGUUAAAAAACCAGACGAACUAAACCAGACCCCAGCCAUAGAUAUGCGGGUAAACCAGCUUUGCUUAUGAGAGAGGAGGAUCUUAAAAGAGUCUGUCAGAAAAGCAGUGUCUGCCUGACAAAGACACCUGAACUCUGGUCAUCUCACACAUGCUGUGUGAUAUUUCUGUAUCCUCUGUUACAUGUAAAGAUCUUAAUUAAUUGACUUUGAUGUUAUUCUGGUCAGGGCCCGUAUCCGUUGUCGGAGACUGUAAUCCAAGACGAGUAGGAAGCUUUCAGAUAACUGUGAUCGGGCUGAGUCUCUCUUUUAUCAGCCAUUUUUAGCCUCAGCACCUUUCCUCCUGGGAACAGAAGUAGAUAAAAGUGCUAUCCCUGCAAAGAUGGUGACAGCCAAUAAAGACAGAAGAAAAAAUCACAAAAGGAAGAAAAAAUAAAACACUUAAUUUCAAAAUAAGACUCUGCUAUUUUUGUUGAAAGUGCUCUCACUAUUGUUGUAAUUAUAGCUUCACACACACAACUAUCAUAAUGAUGUUGACAGGAGUGAGAGGAGCAGGUGGAGCAGAGGAGCUCCAAAGUGACAACAAGACGUCUCAAUUGACUGUAAACUAGAUUGCCAUACAAAGAUUGUCAUGAUAUCUUCCAUUAAUUUAAGGUAAAUUUUCCAAAUAAACUAAGACAGAUUCACAGUACAGUAUCAUAUGCUUUGUAUCCCAACGUUGGCGUCACAUACAGCCUUAAAAAAAGGUUCUUUAAGAUACCCUUUGCUCUCUGUAAAUGUGAACCCUCAUGGCUUAAAGUCUGUUUUCUGCAUCUAUAACAUGUGGUUGACGUAUGCUCUCACAUAUGAACAUAAAUUUUCAGGUUGUGGAUUAAGAUAGUAAUUCUCCCUCUUUUUUUAUCUUAGCCCCUCUUGGUUAAAUCCUGUGAUGUUUGAUCCUGCCGCCCAAUGCUAACCCUACAAUAUGAGACCUUCUGUUUCAACACAUGACUAACAAUAAUCUGGACAGUUGUUGCAGUCAUCCUGAUUGCCCAAUUCUGCUCUAAACUGGUCAAUAAUUAGUUGGUUCAUUUACAGACUAUAGAGCAUUACUUUUUUAUAGGUGUAAUACUAAGGUAAAUAAGAAAAACCUGCUGACACUCUAUAAUGUACUUCUUUAUUGGACGUGUGAUAACUGCUCUACAACUGCUCUACAGGGCAAUGAUGAACAUGUUCAGCAUUCACUGCACAUGUUGUUAUGACAACUGUCAACAGAAAGCCAGUUCACAGCAGCCUUUCUAGACCGUGACAAAUGAGACACAGACAAGCCAUUUGGAUCCCACAUUAUGAACAUACAAUAAGAUGACAUCCUAUGAGAAAGUUGUGCACUUUAUUGCCAGUUGCAUCAAUUGAUUCUUAAUAAAAGUGAAAUAUUUUCAGAGUACUGCUAACACAGCAGUUCAACAGUCUGAAAGCAUUUCUUUUAUCUACAUCGACCGCCUUUAAUGAGACACUCCUCUGUUGUUUGUAUGUGUAUCACUGGCCAUGUCAAUAAAUUGUGGGUCUUGUCGUUAGUUUUAAUCUGGAGUAAACAUGUGUUUUCAGGCUGCGUAAACACUGUGUUGGCUGAACCAGAUCACCUCAGAGAGAAAACAAAGUUCUGUUUCAUCACACAGGCAGGGUCUGUACACACAGCUCCUUCUAUGGGUUUCUCAUAAAUGAGAAAACUAUCUGUGUGUAUGGGAUCGCUCUUUAAUUCUUAGACAUUUCAUCCUCUGUAAAGGCACGAAUCCAAUCAAGGGGACCAAAAAAGUAUCACAGGUUGCUGUAACUCCUGCUGUUGGUCUUUUUUGUUGUUAUUUCGAGGUAAAACUACUAAUGCGAGCCUCUACAACCACUCAACUUAAAAUUCACAAACAAGAAAGACAGUUUGAGUUAGAAAACGAUGGUCCGAUUUAUUGCACAAUUUUGUUUUUUUGGAAAAGAUCUUGCAUGCUGAUUGUUGGAAAUGUUUGAACACUGAGGGCUUUAAUACAUCUUCUCCGGGAAUGUCCAAUGAUUCAGAAAUACCAGGUGAAGGUUCUUGAACGUAUUAAAAAAACAUUAACAGAACAAACUUUGAGCUUUGCCCGAGGCUGCAUGUCCUCAGUGGUCCACAAAUGACAUCUCACUGUGGAGCCAUGGACUUUAUUCAGACCAGCGUAAUGGAUGGGAAACAGAGUAUUGGGAGAGACUGAAGGAACUCAGGGGAGAACCUCUUGGAUGGUUCAGAGUUGGCCAAAGUAACUUCAUACAAACCAGGCCUCUAUGUUACAGGAACAGGGGCAAUAGUUUGUUAGUUAUCUUCGUAAGUUUAGGUAUGAAUAAAAGUCAUAUAAUUUUCCUAUAAAUGUGAUAAUGUUCAUAAAAAUAUGAUAAAAUACUCUAUUUAAAGAAAGGGGCUCCAUUUACCUGACUUCAUGGUGGACUUAGCUGAUAGUGUCAUUACUAUAACAGAUCAAUUCUACUGCAUUUAAUGUGGAUGUCCAAGCGGGAUUGAUUGUGAAUGAAGUCAGUCAAAUCAAUCAAGUCCUCAUGGAAGCUUUACUACCUGAACUCUUAUGCUAAUGAAGCCAUGCCAGCAGUUCCCACAUGUUUCAUGAUGCAUUUUGUGCCUCAGUGUGCAUUUUUCAUGCUAGCUUCAUACUCGCAGGAACAUGAAAAAGAUCAAUGACACAAAAUAUAACCUUCCUUCAUAAGCCUGUAGAUCAAAAUUUGUCCUGGCUGAUGAGACUGAACUUAAUGAUAAAUCACCAGGUCAUGUUGUUGUCUCUUGUAUUUCGCUGCUUUCGGGUAAAAGUUAAAAAAAAUUCGGAAACAGUUUUGAUGACUCCAGACACCCUGUGAGAGGAUUAUUGUGAGGAAGAUAUAUCUGUGUGUCAUCAGCAUAUUGUGUUAUCAACAUGAAACACGAUGCUGAUGUAUAGUGUUACUCCAGGGAAUUGUGUAUGCACAAUAUGUAUGAUUACUUAGUCUUACAUACUUAGUUUUUCUGCUGAUUCAUGCAUUAAAGUCUGUCGAUACUCCUCAGGUUUUUAUGACAGCAGAUACAGAGGCUGACGAAAAGAGCAGGUGAAAACGAGAAGCAAUAAGUCCGAGGCAUCUUAGGGUCCUGCCCUGAUAUUUUACUGCUGCUCAGCAGGUUUUUACAUACUUUUGUCAAGCUUUACAGGUUUAUUAUAAAACCUGAAGUGGGUCCACAUGUGAGAUUUAUAGACACUCCAUGAAGUUGAAGUUCCCUCACGUUGGCCCCAUGCUGUGUGAAUCAAAGGAGUCACACUUUAAACUGUAAACUGGACACAGUAAUCGGUAUAGUCGAACAUGUGCUUUUAAGCUUUGGACAAGGACUGACACUUACUUUACACUGUAUGAAAACCAGAACUUUUCCUCACUGUGGGGGAGAAACUGGAGGACACGAAGGAAAAAAGGGAGGACAGCGAUGGAAAGAGGAAUGGAGAUUAACAUUGGGACACUUACUGGGCAGGAUCAAGGAUUGGAUGACAGUUCAUGACUGCGGGCCAAUAAAUGCUCUUAAAUGGAUCUGUUUUGUUAUAAUGUUGGGAUACUUGCAGUUUUUGAAGCUACAGAGAGCUUAAUGCAGUCAUUGUUAGAAUAAAUUAAAGUAGUGGAAAAUUAUCUGGUUAUUUGAAAGAUCUAACUUUUCUCAGUGCCCUUGUUUCACUUUAGAUCUGCCUAACCUCAAAUUCAUCAAAGCCUUUUGUGUAGUUUACACUUAAACCGAUUGCUCGUCUUUGCAUCUAGCUAAAGUUAUCAUGAGAACAAAACAAAAGAGUAUUUCUUGCAAAUGGACUACAAAGAAAUCACCUAAUUUUCUGGAUACUUUAGUUGUGCAAAUGUUUUCUGAGAUGUAUCUCGAGAGGAUGAACUGGUGUCCAUACUUGUAUACUCCGUCCUUGAAAUGAUGAAGCUGAACUCAGAAGAAAACUUACUAUUUAUAUUCUUUUGACUGCACUGAGGGUACCAUAAUAUUUACAGGAAUGUGUUUCUGCUGCUCCUUGAAGUUCUCGAGUGCAGGCAGGUGAUGUUUGUCAUUUAGGCAAAUGAUCCUUGUCUGCCUGGUGGGUGGGGGUGGGGGGGCCUCUCCACCUGCAAGUGUUCAGCUGGAUGGUGAAACAAAACAUACUGCAGGCUGUAGCUGUUUGGAUCCGUAGCUCUGAUGUUCCUCAUGCAACGCAGAUAUUUAUCCUACUUUUAUUGCGCUGACUAAUUAAGCAGUGUGAGAUCGGUUCAGUCCUUCACAGCGGGAGCAGAGCCUGACUUUUAUAACUGGAUUUGCCAUAUGGAGGCAUGGGCUUUGAAGGGUUGGCAUUCAAUAAGUCUGAAGAUAUGAAGAGCAUUUAUUUGACCUUUUUUUUAUUUUACCUUAGAGUUAUACUUUAAACACUAACAUCAAAGUUUCAAAAGUUGUUUCAUUCCUCUAUUGUUUUUUCUGGUUUUACUCCAGAAAGUUAGCAACAGAGGGGCAACACCUAAACUAUCUUAGCUUUAAUGUCCUUACGAGGAAAUAAAUGCAAAAAUGUUGACAUCUGGAAUAGUCGCACAAAAAAACGCUCCCGGUGUGAAAGGACCUUAAAUAUUAAAAGCCAAAAAAAUAGAUAAAUAAAAUAAAUCGUGUUUGUCGAAAGUCACAAGUUAAGGUCCUAAGAAAAGACAAUAAACUAUAUUAAAAUGCAGGCCUAAAACUGCUUGCAGCUUUUAGCCACCAUUGACUGAUGAAGAAAUUAGCCAAUUAUUGUUCCGGACUUUUGGGUGGCCAAUCCAAUUUGAGAUUAAUUUCAUGUAAAUGUGACUGAGAGAAUCUAGAAAGUGGCACACUAAUUAUUUAUAAAUCUGAGAAAUGUUGGUUUCUGUUCAUUUGAAACAGUGCCUCCAAAGCUGGUGUGUAAAGAGGUCUUAAAAUAGUCAAAAGUAAGUGAGAGUUAGGACGUAUUAGGAGUUUAAACCAUUGUGGAUUAACUACUUUGGGGUUACAGUCUUUUGACAAAAGUUGCUUCCUCACAUAAUAGAUGAAAUACGUUUUCCUUAAUUGAAAAGUAACAUGUAUGAGAAAGCAGUGAGCACAGCGAAACAUAUCAGGUGUGACCAGUAGCCAAAUAAACCUUGCAGGAUGUGUUCAGGGUUCAAAUACCCGCCUUGAUCCUUUCUGUGCGAAGUUUACAUGUUGUCCACCUUCCUGUGUGGCUUCUCUCCGGGUCGUUUGUUUUCCACCCACAGUCCACCCACAUGUAGGCCAGGUGGACUUCAGAUUAUAUAUAUGUGUGUGUGUGCAUGUGUGUGUUUGUUUGAGCUGUCAAUGUAUUCAGAGGACUGAUGAUCUGUCCAGGAUGCUCUCCUCCCUCCCUCCCACCAGUGCAUUCUGGGAUAGGCCUCUGCCCCAGAUCGAGCCUGUUUUGCCGCCUUUUGUUUGGUGUGUUUUUACAGUUGAGGACUGCACAAGGCUUCUAUUUUGAGCGUAGGAGGUUUUUACAAUGUUUUCAGGUCCCGUCUUCCUGACAGCUUUGUCUGAUCUUUUUUUACGAGGUGUUUUACACGCCAGCACUGCGAGCGAGAGGUCAGGUGUGACGGUGAGGUAGUUCUGAUUAACUGGUAAACCUGGAAAGAGUUUUUGGGAAAGUUUUGAAGUGACAGCGGAUAGACGCUGUGGUAUGUUGGAAACAUUAAAUCAUUUUGAGGGAACUUUGGCAGAACAAUAAGAUGACAGAUUAUGACUUUAGCUUUUCAACUGUACUGAUGAUAGGUCGGUAAAAAAAAUCAGAGCUCUUAUCAGCACUGCUCAUCAGAUCAAACAUGCUGUCAUGAGUUACUACUUGGUUUGUUGUUUGGAUGGAUGGUCGUGAAAGACAGACACCUUUAUGGCUGAGGGUUUUUAUAUCUGGUAACAUAUCAGGCCUGUAGUUUAAGUUGUCUUUAUUUCCUUAAGAAUUUUCAGAUAGGGAGCACCUUUUUAAUGCAAAAUUAAAAAUGUCAUAACCUAUUUUUAGAAAUAAAACCCAGAGCUCCUUGAUAUCAACAGCUGUGCCUUUUUACAGGUUGAAUUUUUCAUGUCAAAUACUCACAAAAAAAUCUAUAGAGAUGUAUCAAUGUUCAUUUUGGCAGCUAUUUUAAUCUGUAAGGGACAACUGAGCACACACUCUGGAGGCGGGCACAUCAAAAUGCAUCAAUAGCCAAUCAGGAUGCAAGCUGACUGAUGAAGGAAGUGCAACAAAUGUAACCAUGGCAACAGUAAUAAAUACAAAGCAUGAAGUUAGCACAAAGAGGACCAGCUUGUUAAUGCAACAACAAUUCAAGUCUCUAAACAACAAGUCAAGUCGAUUUUACCUGCAGGAGAUUUUGUGAGAUUUUCACUUCGAUGAGUCAGGGCAAGAUUUUAAACUCUGUUAGUGGAGACCAGGCUUUAUCAUCUUAUAAUUUCCUCCAGAUACAGUGAGUCAAGCUCACGACUGAAGGGUGGGUUGAAUUGUUGUAAUAUCAUGUUGAUAUAUGAGUAAACUAAUAAAUGAAAUGAGAAAAAACUAAAAUGGAAUAAACUGAAGUUUUUACGUUGUCACGGACUGGUUUUUGGAGCCAGAUAAUUAAACAGUUGGAUUUCAUUGAAGAAAACGAUCCAAAGUUUCUUUUUCCAGUGAUAAUAUUGUGUUUGGAGUUUGAGUGCUGACUAAUUCUGGCAGGAGAAGCAGUGACUGAUGUCAUCCUGAUGUUUGCUUUGUUAUGCUAACUAGCAUGGGAAUUUGGCUCUGUUGUUUUAGUAAAACCUGAAGUGCGCUUCUGUACGACACAGAGCUGAUUCCCCCCACCAGACACAACACCCUUUCAUGUGUUUCCGAUGAGAGUCUUUAAAAUCUGGUCCCAAUGGCAAACAGCCGACUAUAUGUCAGAUCUGAAUGAAAAAUCCUCCGGCGAUCUCGUGUCACAUCAUUCUGCAUGACCUGAGCAUCAGGACGCUGGAGCGGAUUUACUGUAGAUGCAAAGUUUUCCCAGAUUGAAACUUCUGUUUCUGUACCAACAAACUGUCAAGUCUGCUUAGGUGCUAAAAGCGUCAAACAAAAGGUAACAUUACAAUCACGUGUCUGGUAUCUGAUAUGCAGAGCGCAGGCCUCAUCCUGCCGCUAUAUGUCUCUCUCGGAGCCCCCCUUCAGACGGCCCCACACCACCCGUCCUGAUAACUUCAUCCAUGACAUGUUAGAUCUAUUCAGAGUGUGCGAGAGUGUGUGUGUUUAAAUAGGGGAUGAGGGGGUGGGGGGUGGUUAAGUGCAGGUACAUGACAUUUUGGGCCAUUCCAAGGACCUGAGCAAAGCUGUAAACAACUCCCACGCUGUGUCAGGGAAAUAUUUAUCCUUGCUCGUAGAACUUCUCAAGAUAAUGUCAACACUGCUUAAAGACACAAUUACACUUGUGGAUGGAAAAAUAAGAGAUCUCAUGGAGUAACAAGUGUCUCACAUGAGCACAGCUGUCGAGGUACGAGACUCUCCCUGAAAUCAAAAACAACAAGGUUCAUAUUUAAUGGAAACCCUGUGUGCAACGACGCCUCUUUACUUUGACUACAAAUCUUGUUUUUGAAUCAUCAUUAAUUCAUCCUGCUGAGGCUCUUGAGAGUAAAACUAUCACAUUAAACAUGAAUCAAUGUUGAAAAGGUGUUUAAUGUGUUUUUCUUGUUUUUUUCACAGUAACCACAACGCUAUCUCCAGGCUCAGGCCACGCCAGAAGAUGCAACGACACAGAGAAGGCCUACUGUGUGAAUGGCGGCGACUGUUACUUCAUACAUGGUGUAAAUCAGCUCUCCUGCAAGUAAGUUACCACUUUUCUGUUAACCUUGAGAAGUUAUCUGUCGUCAACUUUGAAGUGGUUUUAUUCCUCGGCAUCCUCAGUACAGUUUGUCUUAUUUCCUCGGAAGCUUUGAUGUGCGAUCUUCUUUAUUUCAGCAGCAGCAUCACAUCACAGGAAAAAGCUGCCAGUCCGCCUAACUACCCACCUGUUGUGUAUUUUACCACUAAUAAUGGAGUGAGGCGGUGCUUUUCUCAUCCUUUUAAGUUGUGUUUAGUGUACAGGAGAACCGCACAUUAAAAGCCUUUUCCAAAAUGUCAUGAGUCACUGGUUUAGUGGUGAGCAAAUAUUUAUGCCUCUCAGAGGCCCCCAGUGAGGUAAAUAGAAUCAUUGCUUACCUUUGGCAGAAGGGAUCAAGACCCGAGUGUUAAGUAUACCGAAGCGGCCAUGAAUCUGUGCUUUUCAAGAAGAAAACAGGUUGACAUAAUCACAGAAACAACCUCUUUUUUUUUGGCUUUGACAUCAACAUUUUGGUUUGUAUAAGACUCGAGGUCAAGGAGUACAAUUUGGCACAAUAUUCAGGGAGGAGUUAUCUUUGAAAAUAAACAGUUUGUCUUCUCGUUUUUCAGUUUUGGAGGGACGCAGAUAAGUUUUUGUAUGCAGAGACAGGAUGAAAGGAUGAGACAUCAGGUCAUUUAUCUGGAAAUUAAUAACUUUUUGGAGGAUCUCAAACACAAAAGGAAUGAAAAGGGUAAAAGUGACAGAUUUAGAUAGUGAGCGUCAAUGAUUUUUAUUUGAUUUAUUCAUAUUCUGUGCAGCAUGCAGAAUCUAUUUGGUUGUGUCAAUUUGAAGGUUGGAGGUUCAAUCCCACGCCCCACCGUCCUAAAGUUUACAAGUCCUCGGGCAAGACAUUUCACCCCAAACUGCCUCAGGUUAGUGGCACAGCCAGAAGAACAUUAACAGGGUUUGUUAAUACUGAUGGGUUAAAUACAUGGUGACCUUUGCCAUCAGUCUGUAACUGACUUUGACACAUAAUGUAAAAACCCUUGAGUGGACAGAGGGUUAGAUAAACAACUAUAAAAAACAUGCUGUUAUAGCACUUUUUAAAACCUGAGAUACAAAGUUAAAAGAGCAUGAAACAGAUGAUAAUAAGAAUCAAUAUUUGUUUGGAUAAAAAUAGGUUUGCCUCUAAUAUGCUAAUGUUUGCUUGUAGAAAUAGAUAAAGACAUUUUAUUGACCGAAAGCUCUAUAGAUCAGAAAACUAGCAUCAGAUAAAUCUGUAAUGUAAAUAAUUGUUUUUCACGCUUGUGUUUCAACUGGUACAACAUCCCUGCAAGAGACUAUAAGAGUAAUCGUAACCUACUGCAACCUAAAGCAGAAGUCCAGCACAGAGUAUGUACACACUUCUGUCACGGCUGCCAGAUAUCAUGUUGAAUGUUCAGCUCCACCAUAUGUCAUUGUAGCAUAAUUCUCUGACCGGUUUGAUAUAGAACUAAAACAUUAGCAAAGACGUCUGUGCCCAGUUGGCCGAGGGAAGAAUGCUCGACAAGCAGUGAGGACACGGCUGCAACAGCCGUUCAAUACGCUGUGUACAAAUUGGAGGCAGCAAUAACUCAAUUGCUGCAGCUAAUUCACUCAUGGCCGGGGCACGGGGCCAGAAAAGUUGGAUAAUGCAGUGAAGGCCUGCAGGGAUUUGUUGCCCCUCAGCCAUCUCAUUCAAUAUAGGCCAGGCUUCAGUGGACAUUACUCACCGGCUAAACAAGUCCUGCAGACAGCGAGCCCUACUUUAAUUCCCUGCUCCUUCACUUUGAGCUCUCAACUUUGUUUAGGGGAGAGCCAAGGCUCAUAAAUGACAGAAAGAGAGUGACUCUCUAAACAUACAAAUAUGUAUUUAAAAUCUCUCCUUUAAUAUAUUAUGUCCAAAACAAUCAAAAAAGGAAUCUGAAUUUUAGAAUGAACCACAAUUGAAUGUUUUUCAAUUACAUAGAGCUUAAAGCUACACCCCUCUUCGGACAAGACUCAUAAUUUGGAAACAUUGUCAAAAUAAUCGUCAACACUGUGAUCUGUGCGCUCUUAUAUGAUGAGCUGAAUGUAAAAAAGCCCUUACUGUUAAGUGUGGAGUCAAUUCAUGGUAGAUGUGACACAAAUUGCACAGUUUACAUUCAGCGAAGUCCCUGGGGCAAGCUACCAGUACGCAGGUAAUUUGGAUAGAAGUAAGAGAAUAUGUCACUGCUAUCAUGUGAGGCCACAGACGACCUCAGAGUGAUUUAACCUUCGAUUAUCUCCAAAAGAGAAAUCUUAAAGUUGUAUUUACAGACUUAAUGUAAAAAUAUAUCAUUUCUAUAUCAUCGAGACAUGGGAUUGUUGUCUCCAUCACUGAGCAACAAUUAUAAAUACCUCAGGCCGAUUACUGCCAACUCUCAGCAGACAGUAAAAUUUCAACAUUUCUGCUGUUCAAGUCUCUUAGCCCUUGAGUCGGUCAAUUGGCAAGCAUUUUUGCAUAGUAAGGGGAGAGUUUUGCUCCAAAUUAAUGCAUAAUGGCUCAUUCAGAUGUAUGCAAACAACACUGGCUCACUAGAGAUGCUAUAUGCUCUCUGCUUUGUGAAGUAUUUUACCCUGUCACAUGUUUUGUGAAUUAUCUGACCCAUUUAAACGGGUUAGGUGGUGCAAAACCCAUCCUUUAUUGAAUCAUGCUCAUGGCCUUCUGGAGAAGAUUUGGUUUCAUUUCUUCUAAUACAUUGUAAAACUUUCAUUAUUUUCCAUCAUGACUUAAGUGUUUAGUUUUGAUCAAGCUUUAAUGAAAGAUGACAGUGAUUUGUUCUCCCCGUUUUAAAGGAAAGAUAAAAGAGUGCUGAUGGAGUUUGCAGCUGCAGCACACUGGAUAUUUUGCACCCUCAUCUGAUUUUUAAAUUAUGUAGUGACAGUGUAUUUCUUUCAUCUGUCAGCAAAGUCUCCUUGGUCUAGGUGGUGCUCUCCCCCAGUUAAGCACCAUCACUCAGGAUGAGUAAUUUAAUGCUGAAUGUUAUGGUGCUCCUGGGAGGCGUUGUGUGAAACCAGUAAAUUACGACCGAUGACCUCUGUUGGAUUGGUGGUCUAGUUGUGACUGCAAGAGGAAUGCUGGUGCCCCUAAAAGACCAACUACUUUUCCUAAUGGGGUUAUAAUGAGGAAAUAUGGUGCAGUCAGCUAGAUGGUGAUGAUACAGUAGUCAGUCUUCAGUUACAAAAAUAUUAAGCUACAUGUCAGGAAACGCUGUAAGACUCGAGACUGGAGACUAAUAGUGAACAGAGGAGUUCAGUCAGUUAAGCAAAUCUCAAAUUUCAAAGGAUUCUUUAAGACCUUCGUGAUGAAAGUCUGGAGUUUUGACUACCUUGCCUAACUGUCUUAUUGUAUUAGCUGUAAAACUGUCACAUUUGCAGGUUAUGAACACAGCUACCUGGCUGCCAACAGGCACCAAGAGAGGAAACCACAUUACCCCAUUUUCAGCUCUGUUGCACCGGCUUGCUUGGAUUGAUUUAUUGAUCAUGUACAAAGCUUCUCUGGUCCUGCAAAACACUGACUGAGGUCAAAGAGAGUUUGACCUUUGCUGGCGGUGCUCUCCUGAAGCCUGCACUGCAAAAAUAAAUGACAAAAAAUAGAUCAAUGGGUGGGCCAUGAGGGAUUUUGUCAUUUUUUUAAUCAAGAAGAAUUUAGAUUGCUCUGAUUAAACUUACAAAGUUACAAAUUUGAUUUAUUGAAUGUUUUAAGUUGUUUUAAAACAACUUAGUGUAUAUAUUACGCUGGAGUACUGGGGACACAUUAAGAAAAAAAAGACUUUGAGAUCAAAGUCGUUAACUUACGAGAAUAAUGUCAUUACUAACGAGAACAAAGUCGUAAUAAAAUCAGUAUUAUACUUAUGAUAAUGUGGUGCUGAUGUGCCAAAAGAUUAAGUAUCUCUUUGUUUGAGAAACCCAUAUCGUAGUACAGUCUCACAAAAUGCUCCAUGGCUCUCAUUUCAACAGCCACCUUAACAACAGGUUAGAAUUUAAGGACUUCAUUCUGACUUUAUUCUCGUAAGUAAGGAUUUUAUUACGACUUUUUUCUCGUUAGUAAUGACUUUAAUCUCGAAGUCUUAAUUUUUUUCCCCUUAAUGUGGCCCUAAUACUUCCUCUUAAUAUAUUACCCUUUAUUUAAAAAAUAUAUAUAUAUUUUUUUAAGUUAUACCAUGUUAUAUAUCUUUUGUGGAUGCUGAAAUCAUUUUAAAGAUUGUCUUAAAUUAUAUUUAUAAGUUUUCAUUAUUAUGAUCAACAAAAUACAACUCUUUUUGCAAUCUUGCUACUAGUAUCGGUUUACUUUAAUCUAUUCGAGGUGAAUUUAUCAGGUACGACUAUCUGUGGUGUGUAAAUGAACACAUUAACACUCCUGUGUUUUCACUUUGUUUCUACUCCUAAGUUUAAUUGUGAAAGGUCACAGUAAUAUCCACUGUGCACCCCUUGUUCUCAGGGUUUUUUUUCUGUUCAUAACCUUCGUCUACUCUUUCCCAGAUGUCCAGAUGGAUACUUCGGCCCACGAUGCUUACAGACUGAGCCGCUGCGGUUGUACAUGCCCAAUCCUUUCAAAAGUAUGUCCGCUUGACUUGAGCAGCUGACAACAGAGACACAGUUGUACCUGGAUUACCUCUGUGGACUCCUGCUGCCCCAUUCUUCUUCCUCUUCCUCCUCCUCCUCCUCCUCCCCCCUAGUCCUCCCCCGUCUUUCUCCUCUUCAGGUCAACACGCAAUGAGCUGUGCACUACACUCUGCACACGGUGGUGUCAUCCAUGGGAACACUCUGCUUCGGCUGUCUGUGGUUGUGCUGUUGUUCUAAUUCUAUGUCUCUCUCCCCUCCCUCUCUCUCUCUCUUCUCCCUUUCUUCUGUGCAUACCCUCUUUCACUCUCUCUCUCUCUUACUUUUCCUCACUCCUCCACCACCCUCUUUAUCCUCCCUUCUCUCUCUCUUCUUGUGGCUUUGUUUCUUUCCAUCAGGUGUCCAAAUGACUUUACUGGUGAUCGCUGUCAAACCUACGUUAUGGCCAGUUUCUACCGUAUGUCAAUUUCCUCUUCUGUCACUCUGUCAGACUGUCCUCGUGUCACUCGUGCAUGCUGGGUGUAAAGAGAGAGAGAGAGAGAGAGAGAGAGGUUGCUGUAGUUUCAUUGUUAUUACCUAAUAGUUGUGUCUGUGCCUCUUUAGAUGACUCAUUCACAGGCUGGCAUAGUUUAGCAGAGUCUGUUGUUGUUGUUGUUGUUGUUGUUGUGUUUGGUCUGCAUGUACAGUUGUGUGCUCUGUAACUCACACUGUGUUGCAUGCCCACUUUCUGAAUGCAAGCGCAUAUUUAACGCGUCGGCAAAAGAUCGAUGGCUUAGUUUAGAUGCUUUGUGGAAGUGGAUUUUUACUAAGUCAGCUGCAUGUAACAACACAGUCCAAUGGCAUUACAGUUUAUUCAUCUACCAGUCAACAACAAACCUUAAAGGGAUAUUCCGGUGUAAAAUUAAUUUAGGGUCAAACACAUCAUAACACCGAGUUAGACACCCCCUUGAGAGAUGAAUGUUGCCGACCCCUUCUGCUCUAGUUAUACCAACUUUAGUAACGACCGCACGAUAGCAAAACACAGAGGUCUGAGGAGCCAUAAACAAACCUCAACCAAAACGCCACUCUAUAGCCACAAAUAAUGCUCAGAACAGCACCAAACUUCAUCAACAGUACAUAUAGGGUCCCAGCCAUAGUACUAGCCACCAAACAUCUUUUUAACUUUGCCUAAUUUCUUUAGCAAAGAGACUAAACACAACUCACCGACUCUCUUCCAGCAGCCGCUUGUUUGUAGCGAAACCUCAGGCCAGUCCAUUACGGACUGCUGCGGGGGGGUGCAGCUCAAGGAAGAACAUUUGGAAACAAUUGGAAAUAUCAGACAAUUAAAAAAUUAAUGAUAAGCACAGGCACGCCAACGAUAACCAAAGCUGGGAGUGCUAGCUCUUCUAUUGUUAGCCACACUUGGCAGAUUAAUGCAGUGUAAUUCACUCAGUAAUCCUAUUCCAGAUAAACUGUCUCAGUUUAUUCGUACUGUUACCUUACCUUACCUUAUGAGUAGUUGAUUUGUGGAAACUUAAACGUCUCCGUGAAUGACGAGGAAAUUACUCACUUCAGAACAGCCCUGAGCAGAUCCAGACUCACUGAUGGACAGCCAUUUGCCAGGAAAGUGUGAUGAAGACAAAAAACAGAGAGACAGGAAGUACACACACACACACACACACACACAUUCACAAAAAUAACAAGAGAUAAUCCAGGCUUAUCAUAGCAAUGCCAUUAAUAAUAGUAGAAACAUGGGGAACAUUAAUAUAACUCAAGCAGAGCUGCUGCAGAAAGUGCUCUCGAAGAAAAGUCUGCAGGGAAUCUGUGAGACCAGAGAGCAGGAAUACUUUUUCUAAACCAUUGUCUUAGGAAACUUCCUUAUUUAGGCAAAGUUCUCUGAAUGCAACAUGUACCAGAGCUGAUUGAUGGAAACAAUCAGACUAAAAAUGUAGGCAUGUAGGCAACAAUCUAAUCACGUGCAAGCAAAAGUUUAGUCACGUUUUUGAUACUCGCAGUGGCCAGUUGUAAUAGAUGUGUAGUAUAUAGGUCAUUCAUGAGCCAACAUGACAACAUUCCAGUUGGCUUUAAUGUACUUAUUCAAUGAUUUUAUUGUACUUUCUCAGAUAACUGGGGAUUUGCCAAAGGUCCAACCAUAGACAGGAAAUAUUUAAGGUGUUGGUUUGCUUGCUUUAAGUGGAGUAAGCAUGUACUUACAAGCUGAACAUCGAAUUACCCCAAAUAGCGAGAUGUUGAAAGGAGGGCACCGCUUCUUUUUACAUUUUCUAAUGCCUCAAUCGAAGCCAGAUGUCAAGCAAACCCCAAACAUUGUUCAGUCUAACAUAAAGCAAAUUGUUGCAAACACACGUGGCUUUAAAGGUAGCAACAAAAUGGUGCUCUCACAGCAAAUGUCCUCAGCUCAGAGUUCAUGCUCCGUACCUGUGUGUCGUGUCAAACAGCUUUGCUAGCCUGGGGUAAGAGAAGUCAACUCUGCACCAGCCAACAUCAGAAAACACAUCCAUCACCUGUUGAAUUACAGCAAGAUUAGAUGAAGGUUUGUGGAGAAGUACAGCCUGAUAGAUCCUGCCCGUAAGGUUUUUUUUUUUUUUUUAAUUUAAAAAAAAUCAUCCACGUGGUCUGGAAUCGUGCCCCAGCUGCAGUUGUCUUUGUUUUACACCACAGCAUUACCUGUUGGCUGAUUAGUUGCAAUGACAAGCAAUAUUGAAAGGAGAGAGUGACGCGAGAUUAAUGAAACAUAAACAUGUGCGAAUUCAUGCAGGACUUGGCUCUCUGAAGAACACAUGCACAGGGUUAAACAUAGUGUGCAUGAUAACAACAUAAACCCUUUUAUUCACGUCAGAUGAAAGCGAACAAUUUCCUGUCAUCAUGCUGCAGAUUUGUCAGUGUCAUGUCUUUGCAAGCCCAUGUGGUUUUAAUUCAACAUAACAUCACGGCUAGAAAAUUACCAACUUCAUCUGCUCUCUGAGUUGCCUGGUGCUGCUUUUAGAGUCUCAUCCCUGUGGUCCGACUUGUAGAGCUUCCACGUACUGUUUGUUGUAUGUUGGCUCAGGGUACAAUGCAAAAACCCCCUUCUUAAGUACAAGUAAUUUUGUCUCACAUUAAACUGUAAUCCACUUCGCUGAAAUUACUUGUCUUUUUGGCAGAGCAGGCAGUGGAGUGUGGGAGCUCUUUUCCCGACACUCACACACUUUUUCUGCUUUCUGUUAACUCCAGCACAGCUGUGCGACUGCUUCAAGGAUGUCAGUUAUUACCAGUUCUCAUCCGCUCCCAUCAACAAAGACCAGGCUUCAAUUAUCUGGUGUCUGUGCUGUAUAUACAUUUAAUUCAGUUUAUAGUAUUCACACACAAGCAUUCUGAUGCCAGGCUGGGGAGUUAAAAUUCAGCUUCAUGUUGCAAUUCCAACAUUGCAGGGUUUUUGGAAACUUAGACGGAAUAAAUCAAAGUCAUUUCACAGCUUUAAAAUCAAUACGCAAAUGAGAAGAUGAUAGAUAAUGAAAAUUCAGUGUCAUUUUAAUUCUAAACACAAAAUUUGUUGACUCAUUAGCUACUGCUGGACAACAGGUAAUUUUAAUAUUCUUGUCUGAUAUAUAAAUGAUUCAAAGAGCUGCAGAAUAAGAUGAUAAGAUGUAGAUUUCUAGCUGAUGAUUAUGUUUGCUGGCAGAUGACAGUUUUUCCUCGUGUUGGUGAGAUAAUGGUUAGGUGCUAAGGUUAGCUGUGAGGACUUAGCCCUUUACUAAGUCUUAUCGGACCGUGUUAGGUUUCGCUCCUGAUUUUUCUUUUUACAAACCAUUAUUUUUUUCAGUUGCAGAUCAGUUAAGAAGCGGUGGAAUGACAACAUGUUAUCAGAUUUUCUUUUGUUUACAUACCUCCAAAGCUUGGCGUACAACAUUAUAGAACAUAAUGAACUCUGUACCCCUGUUGUUACUUAAGGGGAAAAUGUCUCAGUGAGAAUAUGGAAUAAACUCGCUGUUUUUGAGCUUAAAAGCAUAAAGAUGGGGAAAAAAAAUCUAUCAAAUUGAAUUAGUGGUACAAGGUUUACGAAGCAUUGACACCUGUUUAGAAGUAUUAGAAAUCGUCACUCAUUUCCAGUGUAAGAUUGAAUGUUGGUCUACGUAUUACCAUUAACCUUUCCACGGUUCAACAGUGCAGAUCUACAUUAAAAAGCAGGUUCAUGAAGGCCAUAUUGAGACAUGAUAGAUGCAGAGGAUUUUAAGUGUUCUGCAGUGGCCUUUCACAUAUUUCGCAUUUUCCACUCGCAAUUAAGGAGAAUAAAUCAAGUUCUCUCUCAAGGAGCAGGCACAUGUGCGCGCACACAUCCAUAAAAAUCUGCCUCCUAUGGGGGCGCCUCCCAUCCCCAGGAGACAUCGAAGAGAAGGAGGAUGGCUUCUGCUCCUCAGCCAUAAGGGCUUGGCUUUAAAAUCGCAUGUUGUCAUAAGAACAGCUGGGACUUUCUUCAACCCAAGUAAAGUAAGUGAGCUGCCAGAGAUAUGGACUCAGCUGGUUGGUGCGGCCUCCCUGUGGCCUCCCUCUGCCAUAUAAUGUAAAGUCCUACCAUAAUUCAGGGAGAUUGCUCCGAUACUGUACAGACACACUCCUUCUAACGUGCCUGUUCAUGUGAUGGGUGUGUUCGCGAACUGACACUGAAGCAAUUUUUAGAAAGCAGAAAACUUAAACCAGAGAUAAUCUCUGCAGAUGACGCAUAUUUUCCCCACACAGCAGUAAUGAGAGGUUUUGCGUUUAAUAUGCCAUCUUCCCAAAAGGAGUAUCAGUUUGGUUAUGUAAUGAAAAACAGCACCUUGAAAAUGUGAAUCUUGAUCAAAAACAGAAAAAAAGCAACAUUGGACUGUGUUGAGAGACAUACAAUAAAUACGCUGACAGCCUCUUUCUUGCAGCCGAGGACAAAGAUAGCUGAAAUCAGGAACUGCUGUUGAUUGGUUCAGAUGUAUCAGCCGUUAGAAUAGAGCAAACACUAACCCAAGAGUGAUGAUUGUAGUUUUGCAGUGAGCAGUUCUGUGUGGUGUGGUUUGAAGUGUGUUUUGCUUGCUGUUUUGCGUCUUGUCUUUAAUGUUACUGUCCACUUAGUCUGACAAUUACUGACAAAUGUUUGUUGCCUCAGUCACUGUAAAGCCUACUUUUGUUUCACCACAUGUAAGAAGGUGCCACUCUCUUAUCUUAAUCUGCUGUCUUUUUGUUUUCCUUCCACCUGUCAACCCUCUGCCAUGGCAGAGCAUCUUGGGAUUGAAUUUAUGGGUAUGGAACAAUACAUUUUGACUCUCAGUCCUAGUAUAGCUACUAAAUAGAUGUCCUUCAUUUUGACUUGCAACCGUCUGUAAAUCAUACCAUCCCUUGAUUAACCAAUCAAUUGCUGAAUUGAUCCUACCAUAACUCAUUACAAUGACAAACCCUUGAUCAAUUGCAACUGAUCCUUCAUCAAACAUCAUUAACCUGGAUGUCAUCACCUGCACAGAAUUAAAGAGUAGAACCAUUAACUGAGUUUUCUUCUCACUCAUGUUAGCUUAUUUUCCUAUUUUGGACUGAUUUUGUGGUUCCAUCUGUAACAAGCAUGAUGUAUCAUGUUUGAAGCUACCAGAUGUUUUUCCUCAAUUUCCAUCAUUUUUCUAUCCCUAAUCCUUUACGUCUCAUGCCUUUAGAGUCUGUCUUUCCCUUUGAUACGCCAUCUCUUCUUCUAUUUAUGUGUGAUCUUGUCUGUGAUUCUUGCAUCACUCUGUCUUUAGUAAAUCUGAAAUGUAACUUUGAAGUUUGAAACAUAAUAUCUGUGUUACUGGUUUGAAUUACCCGUCAAAGAGUAGAUGCUGUGAUGUGAGCAUGCCAUGCUAUAUUUAGAGCCUACAGUCAUGUUUUCAUCUAUCUGCUGCUAUUUCCAUCCUCCUGCAUUGUUAGUGCUUGUUUUUCAGUUAACUUUUCCAGAAAAGGGCUUCAGUGGUUGAGAGUGCAGAAUAAUAGCAGUCAUCAUGUAAUUAUAAAAUUCAUAUACUAUACCAGCAGACACUAUAUCGUUAUACCAACACUAAUACCAUUAAAGAGUAAGAUUUAUGUACUGUAUCAGAAAUUUGACACAAAUUGGCAUGUUGCUCUAAAAUGGCUGCUGGUGCAUGAAAGGAGGAAACCUCAGAUGGAAGGAGUUCAACAAAUUCAAUUUAUUUUUAUUACAUUAUUUAUCAGGGAACACACUACCUCUUUGCUCCUUCAUUUUUCACUAGGGACACAAAGAGUUUGCUCCGGCCUCACAGAAGCUCUUCUCUGGAAAAUAAAAAGAAUCAUAUUCAUAUUUUAUGAUUUUUUCUGAAACUAUUUCCAUUUUUUGUUGAAUAAAGUAAAAAGAAAAAUGUAUGAUUAAGCUAGCUCAAUGCCCGAGUAAAUGAAGACUUCUCUAGUUUAAAGAGAUUUCUUUAUCAUAUUCACACAGUGGAGAUUUCUCUCUUUUCAAUCUUGCUCUGGUCAGACGGCUAAAACGCUGCUAAGAAGUUGAACUGCUGCGUUCAGGUGUAGUAGUUAGAAUUAAGUUGUCAUUUUAAUUCUUCCUGAUUGAUUGGUGACUAAUAAGGCAACUGAAAAGGGAAAAUAGGAGGUCAUCAGCCAUAUUUCAAGGUAAAAUGACAUAUUUGAUCUCCAAAGUUAGCUAGCUAUUGCUAGCACUCAACCUUUUCCUAGCUUACAUUUACAUUACCUUACCACUAAUGAAUAUACUAUGUAGCUACAUUAAAGGAUAAUAUUAGCUUUCACCCAUUUCUCAGCUAAGAAGAAUGAAAGAGUUUAAGAAACUUACUUGAUGCUAGAGUUAGCUGUUGACUGACUUUGGCAAACAAGGCAUCAAACAUGCUGCUCAACCAAAGAUGGUUUGACUCCCCAUCAAGGUUUCAGAGUUUAUUCUCUGUUCUGCUUUUGAUCAAUUGAGAUUACUUUAGAUAGUUGCGAUUUUUAGACACCUUAACUUUUCUAACUCUUAGCCUGAAAAACAGCAGUUGCAGCCACUCAGACCAAAAUGGCCGCUGUGUGAAUAUAGUCAGUUCAUGAUUGAAUGAUAAAACUGCAAAAUGGAAAAAGACUCAGAGUCCAGGAUUGCAAAUUAUCAAAUGAAGAUUACAGUGGUGUUGUGCUGCUCAUUUUGAGGAGCCUUCUAGUCAUAAAGCCUGAACCAUCACAACGCCAUACGUAUAUAUAUAUAUAAAUAUAUAUAUAUAUACAUAUAUAUACUCACACACACACACACACAUUUUUAAGACAGGACAGUUGCUUAAUAGAUUAGUCUAUUGCUGAGUCUCUGUACCCACCCACGCUGCCUUACUGCAGCACAGGCAGAACCAGCAUCUGUUAUAUUUGUGAUUAAGAGAGAGGAGAUGUUUGGCUGUGAAGAGAAUCGCCAGGGAAGGAAAGAUGAAGCUUCAUCCUGCUCGGGAUUUAGUCCAAAAAAAUCAAAUAAGAGCGAAGUGUAGAUCUGCAGUGAAAAAUGAUGAACCUGCUCCUUCAAGACACUAAUUUUUUUUUCUUUCAUUUCUCUCACCGUGUGCAUGUGGUGUGUGUGUGGGUGCGUCUGCAUACUUGUGGGUGUGAUGUUGACAGAGGCAGAGGAACUCUACCAGAAAAGAGUCCUGACAAUCACGGGUAUUUGUGUGGCUCUGUUGGUGGUGGGCAUCGUGUGUGUGGUUGCCUACUGUAAAACCAAGUAAGUCCUUGAUACAUUUUUCUCCUUCCGUUGCUUUUCCUGUAAGAUUUUGAUUUUCACUUGACUUAAAGGUGUAAGAUAAUGUGCCUUUGGGCAUCAGUUUACAGUUUGCAAUGUGCAGCAUGGCUGGGAAUAAUAGAUCAGUGUUAAAUUUUUGUACUUCUUCACAAGUUUUCAGGUAAAAUAGUUGAUUUCAGUGUUGUAUUAUGUAACAAAGCAGAGCAUAAGGUACAUCUUAUAAAAGUAUCAUGAGAGAAUGACAGAUUUCUUCUACAGGAAACAAAGAAAGAAGAUGCACAAUCAUCUGCGACAAAACAUGUGUCCAGAGCAUCCCAACCGUAACCUAGCUAACGGACCCAAUCACCCAGGACCAGGCCCAGAGGAAAUCCCCAUGGUAGAUGUGAGAUUCUGAAAGAAUUCCUAACAUUAUUAAAGCAUUCACAAACGGAUAGUUCAAUGUAGCAAAUGUUUUAAUGCUUAGUUACAUCAUCAAAGCCUGACUUUUUUUUCUUUUUCACAUUUUUCCAUCUGCCAAAUCCAUUUUCCUUACAACGCAGUACAUAGCAAAGAACAACCCUUCAACUGAACGGCCUGCAACAGAGGGGCCGUUCCCACCCAGCCAUGCCUCUUCCAGAUCUCAUAACUCUUCCACACGAGCCCAUUCAUCACCUCACAGGUAAGCAUGCACAGGAAACUGCUUACUGUAUAUUCAGCAUUUUUGUAUCAUAUACUAUGUACAGAACCUCACUGAAAGUGAUGAGUUAUACGGUGAUUUGCUUAAGUACACUUCCUCAGGAAACAGGUACUAAAGCUCCAAGACCUCUUACCGAAAGGCACACAUCUUUUUAGAAAAAAAAAAAAAAAAAAAAAUGGUGUAAAAAAUAUCUUGUCACGCAGGGGUGUGUAUGUGUUAACACGGUUUUAAUUUGUCAGACAUGAGGAACGAACAUGGAGCCUGGAACAUUCUGACAGCAUCCUUUCUGACUCACCGGGAAUGAUGUCAUCAUCCGUGGGGACCAGUAAAUGCAGCAGUCCCGCGUGCAUGGAGGCACGGGCCCGCCGCGCUGCACACUGUGGUUACUCCGACCCCCAUCGGCCUGGCCUGCAGUACGGAGACUCCUUCGACUCGCUGGGAGACUCUCCGCACAGCGACAGGUGGGGAACAAGUCCGAAUGGAUGAUGCGGCUCUGAGUGAAUGGCGCACUUUUUGGGACGCUUACUUCCUCUUCAGCUUGAAGAGGCCUGCAGAAACACUCUGAGAGACUUAGUGGAAACUGACAUACAGCAGACAUGAUGAUGAAAUACGCCGAUGUAGCCAAAAGUCAAAAAACUACUUAUUUUAACAGGAGCGCAGGGCUACAGAAACAAUCCUCUCCAGCUUGUAUUUAACUUACAUUGGCUUAAUUUUUCCAUCUAAUUUUAUUUUAGGAAGCAUGUGACCUUUGAGAAAUAGAUUAGUAUGCAGUAUUGCCCCAUGACACAGGAGUGGGUGUGUUUAAUCUUUGUGUCACAGAGAAAGGUCCUGAUUUGGAUUAGCCUAGCUUAGCACAAAGAGUAAAAGAAGGAAAGAAACAGUUAUCUCUCUCUUUCAGGAGUAAUAAAAUAAUCUCUUUAACUACUCUAAAAUGAUCCAUAUAGAUCCUGCUGCUAUUUCUGUACUAAAAGCACAGAAAUAUCAAUAUUCUUAUGUAAGUGUUGGCAAAAUUACAAAGACGGAUGUAUCAAAAAAAUUUGGACAGUCCCUUUAAAAUGAACUAGUUCAUGCUCUUAAUGAUGGGCUUUCAGGUGUUAAACCUGCGCCCUAUUUCUGUCAGCGUCACUGACGGCCCAUGUUUGAACCUUCUUUUUAAAGACCGCAGAGACACUCCCUUUUUUUGUCGUAGUGACAUCUCAGAUUCCAAAAUGUCCUCCCUGCGCUGUGCUGAUGUUUGGAAUUACAAUACAAUUCACACCUAGAUAUCUAUCACUCAACACGCCCGCAUUAGAGCUGAGCUGGGAGGAAAUGUGGGAGCAAGAGUUGGCCAAAUACUGAAAUGUUGCACUGUAUGUUUAAGCAUCAACACAACAGCUAUAAAAACAGCUGGUUACAAAGAGGAAUGAUGCCCCUCUUUAGGUGGAGUGUGUCUGUCUUUGUUGACUCUGUAAUUGAGAAACCUGUAUUUAAGGUUUAAAAAAAACACACUAAAGGGUGCUAUAUAUGAGGACACACUGCCCUUUCUGUUCAUAUAGCUUCCUGUAGACACAGGUCCUUAUUAACAUCGGUUCAAAGCCUCCAGAAUCACCAUUUACUAAGAUAUCCUCCCUCAUAAAACCUCAACAUGAGCCGGCCCCAACCAGAUCAUCAAUACAAAAUGUAAAAUCUAGUGCUGCAACUAACGAUUAUUUUUUGUCGACUAAUCUAUCGACUAGUCGUCCGAUUAAUCACGACCUUCUUUAUUUAUAAACACCUAUUUCCGGGGUGUCGGCGUUUCAGGUGCUCAUGCAUCGCCGUGGUGCUGCCAUGGUAGGAAAGCUGAGCUUUGAUCACCGUGUUUUUUUGGUUUGUUCUCCGUAAAAUGUUCCCAAACUUUUGAAGUUUUGGGUCGGAGUUUUGGAGCGUCUUUUUCAGUUUGUUCUGCCAUAAUGUGUGCACUCUUCUUCUGUGUUUGCUCGCGGGAUGUAAACAGUGAGCGCUACUGCCCCCAGCACAUCCUGUAGUGCACUGCAGUUAUAGAUGAGCGUGAGGCGCCGGCAUGUGAUUCUUAACAAUAAUAACACGACGCGUCGACGCUUCGUUUUCGUGUCGAUGAAUUUGUUGUGUCGACUAAGUAAAAUACAGCCCUAGUAAAAUACAAGUACAGCUUAACAGAACCAAAACUCUGUAACAAAAAUAUCAAGUUGAUAAGAUUGUAAAAAAUCUGGAUGGUAAAAAUCUCACGAAUCUGAAUCCGCAAAGUGGACCUUUUUCUUUAAGCUUGGGAGACAAAAUGGUCACACCCUUGGACCAUUUUAUUAAUACUGUGUGGGGUCUCCAUAGGAAACAUCUGCUUUCACAAAUCACAAGCACCCUUGAUUUUAAAAAGGGUUGCAGAACUGUUCUUUACUCAAACAAAAAUACGUUUGAAUAUAAAUUUAGUGUCACUGCGUAAUGCCUCAUUUCUUCAAAAUUUGUAGUUGAGAUGCAUUGAGAUGAGUGUGCAGGGUGAUCCUUUGCAGCAUGAGUGUAACUGUAUGAGUAAAUCUGCCUUUUGGAUGAACUAUCAGGUUGCUGUCAAAUAUACCACAGCUUUACACCUUUAACGAAAUGACUGUCUCUUGAUAUGAAGACAUGUUUGAUGACACAUGGCUUUUUAUUUAUGCAAAAACCCACACUUGUGUUUUUUUUAUAAAGUAAAGCAGCAAAUGUCAAGCUUAGCCAUAUUUUAAUACCAGUGCCAAAAAUGGAAGUAAUGGAGCACUGAGAUUUCAAAGUUUUUAUGGCUGUUUUAUGCAUGCAUCUGUAAAUUAUUCCACAAUGUCUGCCCCCUGCGCGAGCUGCUGGCUGCAGCAAAAAACUGAAAUAUGAUAUAAAUCGUAAGAUAAUGCUGAGAUAUGCAGUGCUUGCAUUUGUCAGCUUAAUAGACAGCAUCUAGAAACCGACAGGUGCCUUGCAUCAAAAAUGAAGCAGAAGGCAUUUCUGCUCUUAACUGUGGGAUAUUAACAAUGGCAGCGUGCAACAAGCAUGUGUGCAUAAACAGACUGCGGCCACUGAGUUGUUGUGCAGACACGGAUUGCAUAACCAACAUCCCCUCAGAGUCAUUUCAGGUAACAAGCGCCUCUUCCAUCAUGGGGAGAGCGUCUGCAUCAGCUGAGUCAGCAGUGUGGUGGGAAUAUCUCAGGCUGGUGUCUCACACCGCCUGUUGUAUCCUCAAGGCAAGACACAGACGAUUGAAAAACUCUGAUACUCAGUGAUUCAUAGUCAGUGAUAUGUCCAUUCCAAGUUCAAAGCGAGCUAACGAGCAUGUUUAGCUGCUUUACAGGUAUUGUAUUAAAGUGUAGGGCUUGAAGACGACAGCCUCUGAUGUUUUGACCACAUUGAUCUGACAACAAAGGGUUUAAUUACAAGUGGAGAAAGUGGCAACUUUGACAACUUUGAUAAGUAUCAAAAAAAGAGUCAAAAUGUACCUUUCAUUAAAGUUUAAUGUUGACUAAAUAUUUCUAAAAGUCUUUGAGGUUUUAAGGAAGCGCAUCUUACAGUCAUCCAGCAGCCACAAUGACUUCAACAUCCAGCCAUGGCGCCCGCGUUGUGCUCCAACAUGUUUCUUCGGUUUUAACAGAGCUCUCUCAGAUAUCAAUCACACUCACUAUGAGUUGGCCACAAACCAACUUGUUUGAGAAAGAAAAUUUGGAUGUGUUGGGAGGAGAAUGUUCUGUAUGUUUCACCACAGCAUUACUCAAUAGCCGACUGCUUAAUAUGUCGAGGAAAUGAGCCAGGUAAGCUAACACAUGAUGAGAAAUUAGGAAAAGUGUUGUACUCAGUAUUCACUCUAUAAACUGAUUAAUGAUUAAUGGUUUACAGGACUUCAGGAUCAGUAAUGGAAAGUGUUUUUAUAAGAAGUUUGAAGCAAGACUUUUGCUUCACAAAACAUACUGGUCCCACAGCCUGAGGCUGAAGAGGAAAGCAGUGAAGUCACUAUCAGUCCUCAAUGUAGACUGAAGGGCAGCCAAAACAGCUGCUUUUGCCUGCUGACCUCAAGCCAGGCUUUGGCCGAAACACCUUUGAAAAUCGCCAAGUGGUCUUCAAAGAACUGAUGUGAAGAGUGAAAGACUGUCCAAACCCAUAUGUUAAAACUCCAAAUCAAGUCAUUUUAAUCUGAAUACUGUUUGAAGUGAGGGGAGGUUUCUCAUGUAGUUUGGUGUAAUAUUUAAGAUAAGAUACUCCUUUAUUAGUCCCACAGGGGGAAAUUCCCAUUUAUAUUCAUAUUUUUCUCAUCAUCAGCACCAAGUAAAUUCUGGCAAAAUAUUCAGUCAUCAAUGUGACUCAACAAAUAAAAUGUUUCAAGUACAGUUUCUUGGGGGACACCUCAUAAAUCUCCUUAGAAAAAUUGAAUAGUUUCCAUCAAGACAGCAAAUAAAACAGUCCUGGGUCAUAUGAGAAAAUCAGUUAUACUUAUUCGAGGAGCUGAUUGAGCCAAAAGUCGUCUUCUCGUGCAACUUUAACUAUGAGGAAAUACUGCUUUAAUAUGAAGGAAGAAUUUUCAAUUUGUGAUGGAGUAAAAAAAACUAAAUGGUUAGGAAUUAUUCUAGAAAGUGAGCUUUUUAGCAGUCCAUUUUUAAAUCAAAUUAGAUAAUCAUUUUGACUGAAAAAGGCAUCUGAUUGGCUCAGUUGGUGAAGCAGGUGCCCUGUUUAUAGAGACUGCAGUCUGUAAUGCAACACUCACUGUUAUGACUUCUGGCCAUGAUCCUUUGGUGCAUGUGUACCCUGCCUGCCUCUCAUUUCUGCUCUACCUUAAAAAAAAAGGAAAAAGGUCAAAUAUAUAUAUACAUAUAUAUCUAUAAAAAGAAAAAAAACAUUUGGUUUGUAAUUGUCCACUUGCCUUUUGAAAACAGAAAAUGUGAAAGUGUAUCUUUGGCUUACAGAAUAUCUAUGAAUCACCCGAACCUGCUUAUUCUCAUCCUCAGUUUUGGUUGUUGCUCCUCUUGGCUGAACUAUUCCCCCUCUCUUUUCCUUCUGCAGAUAUGUGUCAGCCCUCACGACACCAGCCCGCCUUUCACCGGUGGAUUUCCAUUACUCAUUGCCAUCGCAGGUGCCUACCUUCCAGAUCACAUCCCCCAAUGCCAGCCAUGCCAUGUCUCUCCCUCCUGCUGUCCACAACCCCUACCCGCUGGAGGAUGACCAGCCUCUGCUGCGCCGCUACCAGGUGCCCCUACACGACGCUCAGUGCCAGGAGCCCUACCGGCAGCAGCGCCGCACUUAUCUUAAUGACAGCAGGGGCAGCCUGCCCUCCAGUCCCUACAGGCUGGCUGAGGAAGAAGACUAUGAGACCACCCAGGAGUAUCUCUCCUCUCGAGAGCAACCAAAGAGAAGUGGGUCCAGUGGAAGUGGUAGCCGGCGCUGGCGAAGAUCCAGACUGAAUGGCCACGUGGCCCCACGUGGAUAUGAGGCAUCUCGGGAAUACGGAUCCCGAAGCUGCCUAACAGAUAGUGAGUCCGAGGAGGACGGUGAGAGCACGCCCUUCCUCAGUAUGCAGAACAUGAAUGCCGAGCCGUCCACCAUCUACAGGCCGGCGGACAGUCGGACUUCUCACUCAUCGGGGCGGCACAGUGGGCAUGGAAACAUGCACACAAGACUUACACACUCACGCUCCAAACCGGACAAUACACCCCAUUAAAGAGUGAAAAUGAACCAACGAAAAUCAAUAUAGUAUAGACCUGCAUCUAUAAGAAAUAUUUUUAUUUUAUAUAACUGACAGAUAUUCUAAACAAAUGAAAUAUUUAUUUUCAUUUUAGCAAAAGUUGUCUACUAGUUAACAGCAAAGACUUUUUUAUAGGGAAAACUCUAUUUAUAUGUACAUUUUGAUUUACAGCAUAAAAGAUGUGCCAGUUUUUUCACAACGUAAAAAAUAGAGUAAUAUUGUGGUGCCUUUUGCUGUAUGCCGAUGCCAGAGGGCCAGUGGAGGUUUUUGUAGCCUUUCUUAUAUGGACGCCUCAUUUUUUAUACACGUUUGUUUUUAUUUUUCUUCUGGUUUCCUGUUUUAACUAUUUUUCUUUCCAAGUUGCAUUCUUUGAGGAGUCUAGCCCCACUGGAACAUAACCCUUCCAUGUCACGCAAUAUAAACCACUUCAACAUAAAGUGUAUGUUUACAUUAAUAUGAUUCGCCUGUAGGGUUUUUGAUUUUGGAUCUAAUAGUACACCUGAUGAAUACAGUGUAGAUCCUUUUAGCCCUCUGACUAAUGUCUACAGAGAGAAAGAGAGAGACAGAGAGAGACAGAGAGAGAUUGUUUGGUUGUGUGUGCACAAAUGACUCGGUGUGUGUAUGUGUGCGAGCGCGAGCAUGUCAGUUUGCUUGCAUGUAUUUGUGAUUGUUAGAUGAAUUUCAUAGUUUGUUGUGGAAACAUCAAACAUGUGGGUUUCCUGGUGUCUCAGCAGAGCUGACAGAGUUUCUCAGAGGUCCACAGAAUAGUGCUUUAUCAGAACAGUGACGCCAUGUGUAGGUGCACAGGUAAGGCUGCUGUAGGCUUCUAUGUUAUGCAGGUCAUUGCUUGAUGUGUUUACAGCUAUACUGCCCCCUUUUCCCAGCCUGCCCCAAUUAGAGUCCCUUUUAUUUCCCAGCAGGUUGUCGUCAUGUUAGCCUGUUAUGAGGCUGAUAAACACUGAGCCGCUCGGCACAGGGUGACCCCUGCCAUCAGAGGCGAUGGCAAAACAAAAAGAUUGCAUCUGUUUCCACUCAACUCAGCCCUCCAUCCCAUGCCUCGUCAUCCUUCUGUGUCCAUUCUGUUUUUGUGGCUCGUGUAAAAAGGCCACACAGCGUCUCAGGAUUUCCACAUGCUCCCACCCCACCCUUACACCCGCAUCCCCUCCCCCCUGUCCUCAAUUUAAGGUCUACCUAAGACGUAGGUUCUCAGAUAAUGAAGGCCUAAAUGUUCACACUGAUUAAAGCAGAUCCCCGAACACUCCCAUACAGUGAGCAAAGGAAAGCUAAGUGGAAGCAGAACAGUGCAGAACAAACACGACAAUAGAAAUGAAAUAGCUGUGAAUCUUUGGAGGAUCAUACAAUGCAAAAAUAUGCAAACUUUCUAUUUUGCUGUUUGAUUACAUCAUUUUCUAAGAGGUGACUGUAGUGUGCUGUGUGUGUAAAAAAAGCUAUGUGAUGCCUAUAGUGUAGAAUGAACUAUCAUGAUAUAAUGCAUAUUUACAUGAGUUAGUUUUUAAAGCCAUUAUGCAGCCGUCUAUCAAGCUGUCAGCCUUUCUUGUUCACAUAUUCACGUUCAUUGAAUGACUGUGUUCAUGACUUAUGUUAUCACUUGGUUUAGAUCGCUACACUUAACAUGUACACUUCCAAGUUACGUCAAAUAGUGUCUCCUCCAAUAGUACUGUGUACUGCUUUGUCUUGUUGACAGAUCUUGCCAUUUCAAAAUCAGUCUGUUUAUUAUAAUACUCUAAAAGGACACAAAAAUGUACGCCCCCCCCUGUCCUCUUGUGAAGGAAAAAAUAUUUAAAAGAAAUUCACUAAAUUAAAAGUGACUUAACGACAGAGGGCAGCUGAUGAUGUUUAUUGCUAUGGUGUGUUAAACCAACAACUGAAUGCUGAAUUAUCUGAUGAUUAUUGGUUUAAAACUCCUUAAAAAGAUUGAUCUGCUAUUGUAUCUGCUGUAUGGUGAAUGCACAGUGGUAUUAUAUAGAAAGGUCUUUGGUCACACCUCACUUGCAGAUAUUUCAUUGAGUUUUUCACCUCUGGGUCUAAUGUCUGAAAAAUGCUAAAGGAGCUCCUCUACUUUCAAUGUAAUACCCCCUUCACUUUCCCCACCCUCUCACGUAAUCAACAUGCUACCAGGCACAUCCUGCCACUCUCCACUUUCUAAUUUUACGACCCCUUCCCCUCACCACCACCACCACCGCCACCACCACCACUACAACCACACCUGAUCCCACCCUCGCUUGAAAUGUUUGAACACCUCUCUUCUGCAUGUCCUUGUGGUCACGGUUAGAUGGGUGCAUGGUAAAAAAGCAGCAGACAAUUCUUUUUUCAGUCAGUGAAAGUGUAUUUCAUUUAACAUUCAGCAAUAAAAAAGAACCUUUCCCCCAUGUCAUUCCUGAAAUAUGCUAGAAAAAAAAAGAAAAAAAUGCGAGAUUGUCAUAGAUUGUAAAAUAAAAUGAAAAAUGAAUCCACCUGUUCAUACGAGAAAAUAAAUCUUUAUUCAUAUCAUUCUAUGAUGUAGUUAUUUCUGCAGAAAGCUUUGCUAUGAAUUUUGAUAUGUCUCUGAUCUUGACUUCAGGUUACACUCUGCU
This is a messenger RNA of Xyrichtys novacula (pearly razorfish), 85864 nucleotides long. NCBI's taxonomy places the organism in Eukaryota, Metazoa, Chordata, Actinopteri, Labriformes, Labridae. The record is from the annotation of a GenBank genome assembly.